This is a messenger RNA of Trichoderma aggressivum f. europaeum, 49857 nucleotides long. RefSeq lists its product as uncharacterized. Gene Ontology annotation, biological process: amino acid activation for nonribosomal peptide biosynthetic process; secondary metabolite biosynthetic process. The record is from RefSeq and is a predicted model, not a curated record. Bases 1 to 49857 code for a protein of 16618 amino acids. NCBI's taxonomy places the organism in Eukaryota, Fungi, Ascomycota, Sordariomycetes, Hypocreales, Hypocreaceae. Gene Ontology annotation, molecular function: phosphopantetheine binding; acyltransferase activity. The transcript has 8 exons. Gene Ontology annotation, cellular component: cytoplasm.
AUGUCUGGAAUUAAGUCUUCGGCCGAAGCGGCUGAGGCUGGAGGUAGCAUCAAUGCCUCUGUCAACUUCUCCAAGAGCUACAAUGGAACUGCAGACCAGUUCCCCAUCGCUAUCUGUGGAGUUGGUAUGCGACUCUCAGGUGGUAUCCGCAGUACCGAGGAGUUUUGGAAUUUAUUGGCCGGUGACCUGGAUGCCCGCGGUUCUGCACCUGGAGCCCAGAGUAAAGGGUGUGAUAUGCGUGGCAGUCGAUUAAGUGAAGGUCACGACUCCGUUGAUGCAUUCUCCUUCACGACUGCUGAGGGACCAGCCAAUUUUGGACCAUAUGAGCAGAAACUCCUCGAACUUACGCGUGAAUGCCUAGAAGAUGCAUGCGAGGUCAGUUAUCGCGGAAAGGCUGCGGCUGUAGCUUGCUAUCUGGCAAUGCCUAGUAAUGAAGAACCUGUGUCGAAAGGAGUCGGACACACCUCUAUUGCGGACCAUGUGUCUCAACAAUAUGGCCUUCAAGGACCAAGCGUAAUGAUUGAAAAUGCGGAUCCUUCCGCAUCACUGAUGGCACUUCAUGAAGCGUGUAACACCAUGAAGAAUGGCGAUGCCAAAGCGGCUCUCGUGGCGGGCAUCAACUUGAUGACCGCCGCGGAGAUCGAUGCGGAUGCUUCUGACAGAGAAGCGGUUGUGGCAGUGUUUCUUAAGCCACUGAAUGAUGCGGUACGCGAUGGAAACCCAAUCCAAGCCGUCAUAUGUGCUACCAACGCAUACGACGGCCGUGAGUUUCGAGAAUCGGCGAGUUCUGGAGCGAAUGUCUAUGCAGACAUGAUACGCGAGGCCUAUGAUGCCGCUGGGUUGGAUCCACGUGAUACAGCAGUGAUCGAGUGCUACGAUGCCGGUUUUGCUGGAAACCAGAUCGAGCUCUCGGCCCUUGAACGUGUUUUUGAAGGGAGCGAUACCUCUCUUUGCUCCUCUCGCCAUGCCAUCGGCGACUUGAAAAGUGCUUCGGGCCUUAUCAGCUUGAUCAAGGCCAUGAUUUCCAUAAAGCAUCAAACAAUUCUGCCUUCUAUGCCAGAUGCAUCAAACGGCCAAUUUCCAAGCCAGAAGUUCAGUGCGUUUGCAAAACCUCGCGAAUUUCCAUCUGGUCGAGCUGAGAGAGUCAGCAUCAACUAUCUUGGAACUGCGGGCAUUGGAGCCCACGUUAUCGUUGAAUCGUAUCGAAACAACGAUUCUUCAACGAACGAGAAUCGCUCUCGCCCAGACCUUGUCCUCUUUUCAGCAGGCAACGCGACUUCUCUCAAUCAGCAGAUACAGCUUCACCAUGAUUACGCCAAGGCACACCCGCAACUCGUCUCUGAUGUUGCCUAUACUCGUGCUUUACGCCGAGAGGCAUUCAAUCACCGCGCCUUUUCUCUUCUCGGAGUCGAUGGAGAAUGCCUGAGUACUGCGAACCACGCAAAAUGCCCGGCUGAGCCUCCUUCCAUCACGAUGGUAUUCAGUGGCCAGGGAGCGCAGUGGGCAGGCAUGGGCAAAGAACUUUUCCAGCUCGAUGGAUUUCGAAAUGACAUUAAAAGCAUGGACGACAUCUUGCGUCAACUGAAGAAUCCGCCUUCUUGGACGAUUGAAGAGGAAAUCCAACGAUCAUCCACCGACCCUCUAUGUCGAAUUAAUUCCGUGGAAACAGCUUGUACGCUGUCUACCGCUUUGCAGAUUGCACUUUUUCAUCAAUUCGAGCGUAUGGGGGCUACGCCAGAGGCUGUCAUUGGUCAUUCGAGCGGCGAGAUUGUAGCAGCCUACGCCUCGGGUUUUCUUACUCUGAAGGGCGCAAUUGUUACGGCAUAUUACUAUGGCCAUGCCGCUGCGAUGAGCACAUUCGAUGGAACCAUGGCGGUGACAGGUCUGAGCGCUGAAGAUACCAAAGAGUUCUUGCGUGAAGGCGCCGUUGUGGCCUGUGAAAACAGCCCCAUGAGCACAACAAUCUCUGGCGACCGCGAUGUGAUAGAGGAGGUCAUGGCUUUGAUCAAAAUGUCUAGGCCGCAAGUAACCACGCGAAAGUUACAUGUCGGCACAGCUUUUCACUCGCACCAUAUGGAUUCAAUCUCUUCUAAACUUCUGAGGCUACUAGAAGCUGAGGGAAUUGCCUCGCCAGAGCAGCGAACGAGAAAGGCCAUUUUUGUGUCGAGCGUCCACAACAGCAUUCUCAAUGCUGCCGAAGACUUCAGCCCCAAGUAUUGGGCCAACAAUUUGAUCUCACCUGUUCGCUUCUCUUCCGCGGUUUCGUCUCUGCUUAGGACUACCUCUCAGCACAGCUUAUUCCUGGAGAUUGGACCGCACUCAACUCUCUCUGGGCCACUUUCACAGAUAUGCUCUACCAUCUCUGUACCUUGCAACUAUAUCUCAUCCCAGUUUAGAGAGAAAGAUUGUGUGGCAAGCUUCCUAUCGGCGAUUGGUCGACUUUGGCAGAACUCCGUGGUGUUGAAACUAGGUCCAUUGUUCACUGGAAAAGCAAUAUCUGGACUGCCUCAAUACCCAUGGAAUUACAGCAGUUAUGACGAUAGUGGUCUCUUGGAUACCGAAGAAGUGCCAUUAUCGGUAACAGAUAGACGGGCGCACAUCAUCACAAGAGCUGCAUUGAUGACGACUUCGAGCCUCCCAGCUGAAGAAACUCCAAAGACUGAGCUGGAGUUAAUCCUGCGAGCUCUUUGGGCAGAUGUACUCCGUAAUGUGCUUCAGAUCCGUAUCCAAGAUAUCGGCAGGCGGCACAAUUUCUUCCUCCUUGGUGGCGAUUCUCUAACGAUGACUGAGCUCGCCACAACUGCUUAUCGACAUGGGAUCCGUCUGUCCCCGAUAGACAUUAUGGAGAACCCUGGGCUGGCACAGAUGGCCGCUGUUGCUACUAUCGAUGAGACUGAGCAAUUGGGAUAUGCUAAGCCAUUCAGUUUGAUUCCACAAAGCAGCAUAGAUGGUAUCAAAACCGAAAUGCAGAAGCAGUGCAACCUCGGUGUCGGAACAAUUGAGGAUAUUUACCCUUGCACGACACUUCAAGAGGGAUUUAUGGCGCUUGGACUUAGGCAACCUGGAUCUUACAUUCAUCGGCAGGUUUACAAGCUAAUGCCGCAUGUUGACAUUGAUCAUUUUAUGGCCUCUUGGGACGCGGUCAUCAGGCACUGCGGCAGUCUACGGUCAAGGAUAGCCUUGGUUAACUCCGAAGCAUGGCAGGCUGUCAUUACAACUGAUACUACAUGGGAGGCUCCUGUUUCGAAUACGGACGUGAAUACAUAUUUGAACGAGACUCGAAGCGUUCCUAUGAGUUAUGGGGAUCGUCUCAGUCGAAACACGCUGUUACACCAGGAGAACGGAGACACAUAUUUCAUCUGGAUUGUCCACCAUGCUGUUUUUGAUGGUCUGAGUAUGAAAAUUGUACUUGAUGCUUUACAAAGAUCCUAUCUCAGCGCGAACUCCAGCAUAGAGGCCUUACCACCAUAUUCGAACUUCAUUCGGUACAUUGGGUCGCUCGAUUUCGACUCCUCUCGCGAGUACUGGAGGAGAGAAUUAGAGGGUUCACAGCGAUCCCAAUUCCCUACCGCUUCUAUAACUGCGAAAUCUCAAGAUUGUGUUAUGAAGAAAUCCAUACCAUUCCAGAACCCAAAAGCAGCAAUAACCACGGCAACUAUUCUUCGCGCCACCUGGGCUCUUCUUCUUGCUCAGUAUUGUGGCAAUGACGAUGUAUGCUUCGGUAUGACCUUGUCUGGCCGACAAGCUCCUGUACCCGGCUUAAACGAAAUUCCAGGGCCUAUGAUUGCUACUGUACCUGUUCGAGUCCAGAUUGAUCGGGAAAUGCCAGUUUCCGAAUUUCUACAGCAUAUUCAGUCACAUGCGUCUAAAAUGGUUGCUCAUGAACAGUUUGGACUGCAAAAUAUCUCUAAGCUUGGGCAAAGUGCUGGGGAGGCUUGUGAUUUUGCCAAUUUGCUUGUUAUCCAACCAAUGCAGCAUCUCUCUUCAGCAGCUUACUCCUCGUCGGACUCGAUUCUUCAACAAGGCAUAGAAGAAAAGGCGAUAUCAGAGGAAGCCAUGAGGAACUAUUUCAAUUAUCCGUUAGUUCUUCAAACUCGCGUUGGAGAUGAUGCGAUCGAACUGGAGUUCACUUACUAUAACGAUGUUUUAACCGAGGGCCAGUUGGAGGCUUUAUGUUACCAUUUUGAGCAUAUUACUCAACAGCUCCUUGAACAAGAUGAUGUUCCUUUAAAGUCUAUAACAGUAUCCGGCCCCUGGGAUCUGCAGCGCGCUAUAGAAUGCAAUAGCGAAGAGCCAGAUAUUAUUUCAUCGUGCUUACAUCAAGUCAUUGAAGACCACGCUCUGGAGCGACCGGACGCGAUGGCCGUUCAUGCAUCCGAUUUGACGUUGACCUAUAGCCAGCUUAAUCUUGCUGCUGAUAGACUAUCCAGCUAUCUUAUUGAUAAUUGUGCGCUUCAGGCACGCGAUCUUGUUCAUGUCUGUUUCGAAAAAUCCGCUUGGUUCUUCGUAUCCAUCUUGGCGAUCAAUAAGGCUGGGGCUGCUUGGGUUCCUCUCGACCCCUCUCACCCCCUGCAGCGCCAUAAGAAGGUUGUAAUGCAGACAAAGGCAAAGCUUGCGUUAGCCUCGCCUAACAACACCCCUCUUUGUGCUGAUUUAGUCGACAAUGUCGUUGAAGUUUCUGCUACUCUUGACGAGAUGCUGAUAACCCGAAAACAAGGUAGCAAGAGUCCACGCUCAGUAUCCCCAAGUGACGCUUGUUACGUUCUUUUCACUUCUGGAAGCACUGGAACUCCUAAAGGUUUCGUUAUGCAGCACAGGGCUCUUUGCACCAGUCAAACUGCUGCCAUUAAACGGCUCAGAAUGACGUCGGGUAUCAGAGUUCUACAAUUUGCAUCAUAUGUCUUUGAUAUGUCAAUUGGAGAGACUGUUGGCCCCUGGAUUGCUGGCGCUUGUAUAUGUGUGCCAUCUGAAGAAGUUAGAAUGAACGGACUUGCUGAGUAUAUACGCGUGAUGAAGAUCAAUUGGGUAUAUUCUACUCCUUCAUUCUCUCGCACUUUAAACCCGGAUGAAAUCCCUGGGGUGGAGCUAUUGCUUCUUGCUGGCGAGGCUGUGAGUCGCGAUAUAUUGGAGACUUGGGUUGGAAAAGUUCGUCUCAUCAACGGAUGGGGCCCUGCCGAGACCUGUGUCUUUAGUACACUGCACGAAUUCGAAUCUCUAGAUGACUCUCCUUUGACAAUUGGCAGACCUGUCGGUGGUUUCUGUUGGCUUGUUGAUCCUGAGAAUCCACAUCACCUGGCACCCUUUGGAACCAUCGGUGAGGUGGUUAUCCAAGGACCAACGUUGCUCAGAGAAUAUCUAGCAGAUCCUGCCAAAACCGAAUCUACAACAGUUAAGCCUUUGCCGAAUUGGGCACCCAACCGCAAUUCACACCACUGGGACCGAUUCUAUAAAUCUGGCGACCUAUGUAAAUAUAACUCAGACGGAACGAUUGCAUUUAUUACAAGAAAGGACACUCAAAUCAAAAUCCGAGGUCUUCGAGUCGAAUUAGGUGAAGUGGAGCACCAGAUCAAGGCAUAUCUUGAUGGAGUUCAUCAUGUGAUGGUGGAUAAAAUUGACACAGAGGCUGGCUCGAGUCUGGCUGCCUUCUUUUGCUUCAGUACCGAGACAAGAGUGGUAACUACAGCCGACACCGCUGCAGAUGGAGACACUGCAAUGUUCCUCCCGAUCACAAGCCGGUUGAAGAGCCAAAUUGCUGGCAUGAUUGGACAUCUGUCUGUGAACCUUCCAAGAUACAUGAUACCGUCAUUAUUUGUCCCCUGCAGAUAUAUGCCAUCGAUUACUUCGACCAAGUUGGAUAGGCGUACUUUGAAGCAACAUAUCGAAAUGCUGGAUUCUGAGAGCCUGUCCACUUAUUCACUUGUUGACACUGUCAAAAAUCCACCAGAGACAGCAAUGGAGAGUAAGCUACAAGCCAUUUGGGCAAAGAGGCUGAACAUGCCACUGGAGUCUAUUGGAAGAGAUGAUAGCUUCUUGCAAAUCGGCGGUGACUCCAUCACUGUAAUACACUUUGUGGCUGAUGCUCGCCAAGCCGGAAUCUCACUCACUGUCAAAGACGUCUUCGACGACCCAAGGCUAUGGAAAGUAGCUGCUGUCGCCGACAAGAUGAACGGAGAUUCCAAGAUUUGCAGCGUUGCACCUUUCGAACUAUUUAAACAACAUCACACCGACUUAACUAUGAGAGAGGAACUGCUCAAGCAAUGCGAUUUGGCUAGCUGGGAUCUUGUAGAAGAUGCAUUUCCCUGUACUAAGCUACAAGAAGGAUUGAUGGCGCUCACUGCGAAACAACCAGGAGCGUAUGUCGCGAAAAUGAUAUUCAAGCUUGCUAAAAGUGCCAAUAUCGACCAUUUUAAGGCUUCUUGGGAUCGUACAGUCGCUCUCUGCAGUAAUUUGCGUACGAGGAUUGUUCAGCUCAAUAGCGCAUCGUCUCUCCAAGUUAUUGUCAAAGAGCCUGCGCGGUGGGAAUCGACUGAUAAUCAGAAUAUGGAUGAUUUCCUAAGAUGUGCGAGUGACAUCCACAUGUCCCAUGGAUCACCUCUAUCCCGUUUCGCACUCGUCAAUGAUGACAAUGGCGAUCACUAUUUUGUCUUUAUUUCGCAUCACUCCGUGUUCGAUGGAUGGUCUCUAGCUCUUGUGGUCAAGACUUUCCACUCGAUAUACCAUAAUAUCGAGGCACCGAUGCUGGGCACAUACUCUAACUUCGUACAGUACACGCUUCAACUUGACUUGUAUAGUUCGGAAAAGUUCUGGAAGACGCAAUUAGCUGGAGCAAGGCGAGCUGUGUUUCCUUUACCGAGAGAUGAUAUUAUCAACACCAAAUCCGAAAGGAACAUAAGUAUCUGCGCAAGGGAAAUUAAAACCCCAAAGUCAACCAAUGGGGCAAUUACCACAGCAACGUAUCUUCGAGCCGCUUGGGCGAUUCUUCUGGCACGAUACUGUAGUACAGAUGAUGUUUGCUUUGGUGCCUCGGUUUCUGGUCGAAAUGCUCCACUUGCAGGUGUAGAGAAUGUCCUUGGCCUGGUUGUUGCUACACUUCCUAUAAGAAUUCGGUUGAACCCAGACAAACUAUUAUCAGAAUUUCUUAGCGAUGUUCAGAGGCAGUCAACGGAAAUGGUGAUGCACGAGCAAUUUGGGCUACAGAACAUAGCUAAACUUGGCUCAGAUGCGAAAGACGCCUGUAACUUUACCAGUCUCAUGAUCGUUCAGCCGAAAGAAAUAACCAGUGGGUUUGACGGGGAUGACGCAAUCAUUGUUUCCACAAGAACAGAGCAACGGCUUGCAUGGAGGUCAAUGGAGGACUAUUUCAACUAUCCUCUCAAUCUGCAAUGCCACCUGGGUGAUAAUACUGUCGAACUAGAGUUCGUCUAUAAUGCGGACGUUAUAUCUGAAUCGCAGGUUCUGGCAUUAACUCAUCAGCUUGACCACAUCACCCGGCAGCUCGUAUCUCUGGGCAAAGAGAAGUUGCUUCGUGAUGUGGCUAUAGCAGGGCCUUGGGAUCUACAGCAGAGCAGGGAUUGGAAUGCCCACGAAGUCGUGAUCGAAGAACGUUGUAUGCAUGAUAUCAUAUCCAAACGGGCACAGUCGUGUCCCGGUGAUGAAGCUUUGUACUCGUCGGAAGGGUCACUUAACUAUGCUGCCCUGGAGCAUCUUUCUGACCUCGUCGCAUAUCAACUUGUGCAACACGACGUCCAGCCGGAAACAGUGGUGCCGUUUUGUAUGGAGAAAUCUAUAUGGGCCGUCGUCGCCAUGAUCGGUAUUUUAAAAGCUGGUGGUGCGUUUAUGCCACUUGAUCCUUCGCAUCCGGAGUCACGACGAUUGGCCUUGAUUCAGGAGGUCAAUGCCAAGGUGAUAAUUACUUCACCAUCUACAACCUCAUCGUGUGAAGGAAUGGCUCAGCACAUCGUCCAGAUUUCCUCCUCCCUGUUGACAGAUGCUCCUAAAACCACAAAAGCCUAUCAUGAACUAAGCAAUUACAAGAAGCCCGAGCCUCACAAUGCGGCCUACGUCCUCUAUACUUCUGGCUCUACAGGAAAACCUAAAGGUCUGAUCAUGUCGCACUCUGCUGCUUGCACUUCCCUAUUGCGUCACCCUGAGAAGUUCAGCAUUGACAAGUCUACCCGAACAUUCCAAUUUGCAACCUACGUAUUUGACGUGUGCAUUUUGGAGAUAUUCGUUUCACUCUUUGUCGGAGCUACCGUUUGUGUUCCCACAGAAACCGAGAGAGUGGGCAACACAUCGCGAUUCAUGACAGAAGCCCGGGUCACCUGGACAUGUUUGACGCCUUCAUUCAUUGGAACGAUCGACCCUGAUACUAUUCCAACUCUACAGACCCUCUGCAUUGGUGGAGAGGCUCCCACAAGAGAUAUCUUGAGCAAAUGGCACGGACGAGCUGUGCUUAUCAAUGCCUAUGGUCCUGCGGAAGCUUGUGUAGAUGUUGCCGGGCAUGUAUUCAAGUCACAGGACGAUUCGCCUACAAAUAUUGGACGUCCGUUUGCUCACAGACUUUGGAUCGUGGAUCCGGACAAUCACAAUCGCCUCGCCCCGAUUGGAUGCAUCGGCGAAUUGGUUAUAGAGGGUCAUGCAAUUGCACGUGGCUACAUCAACAACGAGGAAAAGACAAAAGCGUCCUUUGUCGAUGACUUAGAAUGGCUACCCAGUGUUACAUCUAGCAGUAGACCUAGAGUCUAUAAGAGCGGCGACCUUGCAAGAUUCAACCCCGAUGGAACAAUCGAGUUCUUUGGACGGCAAGAUACUCAAGUCAAGAUACGUGGUCAGCGUCUGGAACUCGGCGAGAUUGAGUACAAUAUCAAGGCCAAACUUGCAGAUGUGCAGCAUACUGUAGUAGACCUCAUCGAGCGUGAAGCUGGCAAGAUGAUCAUUGCUUUUAUCACGUUCAAGAGCCACUUGUGUGACACUACGGCAGAUGUUACCGACCCUUACGGCAACUUUAUUAAAGAUGAACAACUCGUUUCUUCUUUCCAAGAUCUUAUGCUUGAACUACGACGUGUGUUACCAGGCUAUAUGAUCCCAAGUAUCAUCUUCCCUCUCCGGGAACUUCCCUAUACAGCCUCAAAUAAGAUCGACAGAAGGAUGCUUCGUGAACUUGCGACAAACAUGCCCCGCGAAGUGUUGUCAGAAUUUUCGAUAGCUGCCCAAGAUAAGGUAUCACCAACCACUGAAAUGGAGUUGAAACUUCAAAGUCUGUGGGCUCGGGUCUUGUAUAUCAACGCUGCAGAAAUAUCUAAGUUUGACAGCUUUUUGGAAAUUGGCGGCGAUUCAAUUUCCGCAAUUUACCUGUCGAAUCUUGCUGCAAAAGAGAAUAUACAACUUGCCAUCGCAGACAUUUUCAAAGACUUUCAGCUGGCCUCGAUGGCUACCUCGAUGGUUAUUGGACACGAAACGACUACCGAUGUCCAACCCUUUGGUAUGAUCGAGGAGACACGGCGGAAAUCUCUAACUAGUGCCAUUCGCCGACAAUGUCAGCUUUCAAGAGAACAAAAUCUUGAAGAUUUAUAUCCUUGUACACCGCUACAGGAAGGCCUUAUGGCUUUGACUGCCACACGGCCUGGUUCUUAUAUCGCCAAGCGGGUGUACAAGCUGAUGGAGAACAUUGACCUGGGUCGUUUCAAACAAUCUUGGGAACAAACUGUUAGGGCCUGCAGCAACUUGAGAACAAGGAUUGUGCUGGACGGAGAUGUGCCGCUACAAGCUGUGGUGUCCCAUGCUACGUGCUGGGACGAGACUGAUGCACAAACCCUCAACGAUUACAUGAAUGAGAUUGAGAACAUCGAUAUGACGUAUGGAUCUCGCCUUUCGCGGCAUUCGAUAAUUAGCACUCCCAAUGGACCAACGUACUUUGUUUGGGUUGCGCAUCAUGCAAUCUUUGACGCAUGGACUAUGCAGAUCAACAUUGACGUCCUUCAGCGUUCUUACGCCCAAGAUUCUCUCCCGACUCUUCGCCCAUUCGCAAACUUUGUCCAAUACGUCUCACAAUUGGACCAGGAAGCGGCUAUGAAUUACUGGACUGAGGAGCUAGAAGGUGCCCAAAGGGCUUCAUUCCCACCACCAAAGCUGGCAACUGAAUCAGACACGUCAGCGGCUCAAGGAAUCCAAAUUAUGAAGAGAAACUUUACGAUUCCAACCCAAAUUAACUCAUCUAUAACGAAGGCUACUGUACUUCGGGGCGCCUGGGCACUCGUCCUCAGUCUGCACUGUGAGACUGACGAUAUCUGCUUUGGUACAACUAUGUCAGGUCGACAGGCGCCAGUUCAAGACUUGAUGGAUAUGGCUGGCCCUACGAUCACCACAGUCCCUGUGAGAAUCCGCCUUGAUCGUACGCAGCGCGUUUCUGAGUUCCUGCAAAAUCUCCAGACCCAAGCCAGUGAGAUGGUGGCUUAUGAACAGUUCGGCCUUCAAAACAUGUCAAAGCUCAGUGCUAGUGCCAAGGACGCUACUGACUUCACCAGCUUGUUUGUUGUUCAGGCAAGUCAGCAGCAACAACAGGUCGAAAAUCAUGAUAGGAAGCUUUUUGCACCUAAUUUGAAUGACGAGACAAGUAUUGAGAACUGGAUGCAAAGCUUUUUCAAUUAUCCAUUGACGGUGGAAUGCGAUCUGGUUGAUAACCAAGCGGUUCUAACGCUGUACUACGAUGGCGAUAUACUGUCCGAUCACCAGCUUCAAUGUCUUUGCAAUCAGUUUGAGCAGAUUAUUCAACAAUUACUUUCUCGAUACGAAGAGCCGCUCAAUACUCUGUCCAUGACCAGCCAGUGGGAUAUUCAAUUCGCCCGUGCUGCUAACCCCAACGCGCCUCAAGUUGUUGAUACUUGCAUCCACACACUUAUCGAAGAACGAACAAAAAUAAACCCGGAUUCUGCUGCAGUUUGUUCUUGGGAUGCUGAUUUCACUUAUUUUGAACUGGAUGAGAAUGCCAAUAGGCUGGCUAAUUAUCUGAUGAAUGUGUUGAAAGUGAAAGCUGGCGACCUAGUCAUGGUUUGCUUUGACAAAUCUGCCUGGUUUGUUGUAGCGAUCUUGGCUAUCAACAAGAUUGGUGCUGCUUGGGUACCCAUUGAUCCAUCGCAUCCAACUGAACGUCACCAAAGUAUUGUUAAGCAAACUGGAUCAACUUUGGCUCUUUGUACGCCUUCGAAUUCGCUCAAGUGCAGCCGACUAGUUGCAAAAGUCCUUGAAGUGAACGCGGAAUUCAUUUCCGAGCUCCGAGAUAUUGAAGCAUAUGCAGGCAAACCCGAUGUGAAAGUCAGUUCUGAUGAUGUUUCAUAUAUAAUUUUCACAUCCGGAUCGACGGGCGUUCCCAAGGGUGUUGUCAUCCAGCACAGAGCCAUUUGCAGCAGCCAGGUUGCUCUGAGUCAGAGACUCGGCGCUUGUGUUUGCAUCCCUUCGUGGGAGAUGCAAAUCAACUCAUUGCCCGCUUUUAUCCGAGAUGUCAAUGCUACUUGGGCAUGUUUGACUCCCUCGGUUGCCAGUAUCCUUAAACCUCAAGAUGUGCCCAGCUUAGAGCUUGUUACAAUUGGUGGUGAAGCGCCGAGCAAAGAGGUCUUUAAUACCUGGCUAGGUAAAGUACGGCUGUUUAAUGCCUGGGGUCCUACCGAAACAGCUGUCAUCGCCACAGUUCACGAAGUCAAAUCUACCUCUAUCCAGGGAUCGCAUUUAACUAUCGGUCAACCCAUCUGUGGCAAUUGUUGGAUUGUUGAUCCUGAAGAUCCAACUAAAUUGGCCCCUGUGGGAACGGUUGGUGAGAUAGUUGUCCAAGGACCGAAUUUGCUACGAGAAUAUCUUGCGGAUCCAGAGAAAACAGCUGCUGCCACGGUCAACUCCCUCCCACAGUGGACUCCAAAUCGUGAACUAUGGAAUCGAUUCUAUCGAACCGGAGAUUUGGCCGUUUAUAAUUCUGACGGCACCAUAAAGUACUGCAGCCGCAAAGACGGGCAAAUUAAAAUACGUGGCUUGCGUAUAGAGUUGGGAGAAAUUGAACACCACAUUCGCAAGAACAUGGAUACACCGGGCCAAGUAGCCGUCGAAGCGCUCAGGAGUGAAGCUGGUACUAAUCUAGUUGCAUUCGUAUGCCAGAAUAGUGAUACUAUUCCAGCAACUAUGACCAAUAACAUGACUAGUGGAGAUAUCGUUCUUCCUUUGACCGACGAGCUGAAGAGCAGCUUAGGAGCCUUGCGCGGUUCUUUAAUAUCUUCGCUACCGGGCUAUAUGGUGCCAACUUUCUUUGUUCCGUGCAAGAAGAUGCCACUAGUGACGUCUUCUAAAUUGGACAGAAAAUCACUGCUCCGCCUUGCUGCUGUACUAGAUGUGCAAUGUCUUGAGCAGUAUUCGUUAUGUGCGGUGAACGAGGUCAAAUCUCGCCCAGAAACAAAAAUGGAACUCGAUCUGCAGAAAAUUUGGGCGGAAGUCUUGAAGAUACCUGUUCAGUCAAUUGGCAGACACGACAGCUUCUUGGCAAUUGGUGGUGAUUCUAUUGCAAUCAUUCGUCUUAUUGCCUUGGCUCGCGAUUAUGGUAUUGAGCUUCGAGCCAGUGACAUCUUUAAAGAUUCUCGGCUCUCUUCUGUUGCUCUCCAAGCAGUUUCUAUUGACGUUGUGUCAAAUCGUUCCGAAGUAGCAAAGCCAUUUAGCCUUUUACAACAACAGGUUCGAGAUCAUCUCUCAACGGCUCGAAUGAGGAAGGAGCUGAAUUUGGUCCAUUCGAUGGACAUUGAAGAUGCAUAUCCUUGCAGCCACCUGCAGGAAGGUCUCAUGGCCCUGGCCGUGAAGCAGCCUGGAUCGUAUAUGACGAGCUUUCACUAUCGCUUAUCAGACCAUGUGGAUGUCUCCAACUUCAAAACAGCCUGGGAGAAAACGGUGCAACUGUGUGGCAUUCUCCGAACAAGGAUUGUCCACUUCAAUGGCUCGUCGAUCCAAGUAGUGAUUAAUAGCGAUACUUGGGAUGAUACAGACGGUAUGACAGUAGCGUCGUAUCGCCAGUCAAUCCAAGAUGUAAAAGCGGAAUAUGGGUCUCGCCUUUGCCGUUAUGCGUUGAUCCGAGAGAAGAAUAAUCAGAUACAUUUCAUCUGGACCAUGCACCAUGCGAUAUUUGACGGCUGGUCUAUCCGAGUUUGUCUUUACACGCUUUUUGACGUGUAUAAAGGACUGAACGUGGCACGAUUGACGCCUUAUUCUCGAUUUAUUGAAUACACCAUGGAACUCAACUUCCAGUCCGCUUCUGAUUACUGGGCAGAGCAGCUUCGUGAUGCUAAGAAGGCCUCGUUCCCUCCCGCUGCUAGCAAAGAUCAAUCGGAACCUUCGAACGGCGUUCGAUCUAUGGUUAUGAAUAUUGAUCUUCCAGAAUUAAGCAUACCAGGCGUCACAAGAGCUACAGUUCUUCAAGCGACGUGGGCUGUUCUUCUUGCACGCUAUUGCGAUAGUGACGAUGUCUGCUUUGGCACAACGAUAUCAGGCCGACAAGCCCGGAUGCCUGGGAUAAUAGAUAUGCCGGGCCCAGCGAUUGCAACAGUCCCCAUGCGAAUCCGAGUCGAUCAGCAGAAAUCAGUCACUACAUUCCUGAAUCAAGUCCAGGAGCAAGUCCUUGGGAUGGUGGAAUUUGAACAAUUCGGCCUACAAAACAUUCGCAAGCUGAACAGCGAUGCCAAAGAUGCCUGCGAGUUCUCUAGCUUAUUAGUUAUCCAGCCGAAAGAGGCUUUGGAUCCUUUAAGCACUGGUGAUGCAAUUCUUACUUCAGUUGAUCAGAAACUUAGCACUGGUGAAUAUGCCCAUCAGAAUUAUUUUAGCUAUCCACUCGUUAUUCAGGGACACCUGCACGAUGACUCCACCCAACUUGUUCUCAUCUACAACACUGCAGUCCUCUCUGAAGAGCAAAUUGUGGCAUUAUCGCACCAGUUUGAGCAUUUAGCUAAGGAGCUUGUCCUGAAUUUGCAGUCGAAUAUUGGCGCCAUCACAAUUGCUUCUGCUUGGGAUCGCCACAAGGCCGUUUUGUUUAAUCCCGAGGUGCCAGAAGUAAUAGAAAAUUGCUUCCAUCAGCUUUUUGAAAGGCAAGCUCUAGAGACACCAGAUGCCAUGGCCAUCUGCGCUUGGGAUGGUAGCUUCACCUAUGCGGAAUUGGACAGCGCAGCGAAUCGUCUAGCGCAUCAUCUGAUGGCUCAGCAUAGAGUUAAACUAGAUGAACUCAUCCACGUUUGCUUCGACAAGUCAGCUUGGUUCUUUGUAUCAAUUUUAGCGAUCAACAAAGCCGGUGCUGCAUGGGUCCCCCUUGAUCCAUCCCAUCCUUCAGAGCGACUUCGCCAAAUUGUUACGCAAACAAAAGCCCAAAUUGUACUGACAUCAGAAAUUCAUGCGGCACUAUGCAGCGGACUUGUGCCACUGGUGGUUGAGGUCUCAGGAUCUCUUGAUCGGCAGUUAUCAAGCAAUGAUGGAUAUAGCUCAAGCUCACCGGUCACCAAGGUGUCACCCAAUAACGCAGUAUACGUCCUGUUUACAUCCGGCAGCACUGGUAUCCCGAAGGGUCUUGUCAUAGAACACCGGUCCGUCUGCAGUAGUCAGAAAGCCAUCAUUAAGCGACUUGGUCUUCAUUCGAACGUUAGGAUGCUUCAGUUUGCAGCAUUUGUAUUCGAUCUCUCCAUAGGAGAAAUAAUUUCACCACUUAUAUCAGGCGCCUGCGUUUGCGUCCCUUCGGAGCACACCCGUAUGAAUGACAUUGCAGGCUUCAUUCGAGAGACUGGUGUGAACUGGGCUUACCUAACACCGUCUUUUAUUAGAGUCUUGAAACCAGAAGACGUCCCUACUCUAGAGCUACUUCUCCUCUGUGGAGAGGUAACUCCACGAGAUGUUUUUAACACUUGGGUGGGCAAGGUGCGAUUUAUCAGUGGCUGGGGUCCAGCUGAGACAUGUGUGUUUAGUACUUUGCAUGAAUGGAAGUCGGAAUCCGAAUCCCCAUUGACUAUAGGAAAGCCCGUCGGAACAUUCUGCUGGAUCGUUGACCCCGAGCGCCCUGAUCAGUUGGCUCCCAUUGGAACCGUUGGUGAAGUUAUGCUGCAAGGUCCAACACUUCUACGCGAAUACCUUGAUGAUCCUGAGCGGACAAGAUCAUCUGUUAUUACAUCACUGCCCAAUUGGGCAUUGCAAAGAGCGCCUCAAUGGACGCGCUUUUAUAAAUCAGGUGAUUUGGCCAUGUAUAACCCGGACGGAACCAUUGAGUUCUGCAGCCGCAGAGAUACUCAGGUAAAGAUUCGUGGUUUACGCGUUGAACUUAGCGAAGUCGAACAUCGAAUUCGCGAAAGCUUGGAAGGCAUUCGUCAAGUUGCUGUCGAUAUAUCAACUUCUGAUGGCGGCACUAACUUGGUCUCAUAUCUGUGCUUCAGUGAAGAGACUCGUUCAUCGUCGAACUCAAAGGCUAUUCUAGAUGACAUAUUUAUGCCACUUACAGCUGAAUUCAAACCAUUGCUUGCCGCUAUGAUAGGACAGCUGAAAGUGAUGCUUCCCAAUUAUAUGAUCCCCACUCUUUUCAUCAUAUGCAAAUACUUGCCUUCGAUCACAUCCACGAAACUCGACAGAAAGGCCCUUCGUCAGAUGGUAUCUCUGCUAAGUUAUGACCAAAUGUCGAUGUAUUCACUACUAGAUGGUACCAAACGACCUCCAGAAACGGCAAUAGAACGAAAGCUCCAAUCAAUCUGGGCAUCCAUUUUAAGAAUACCAGUCGAUUCUAUUGGUCGCGAUGAUAGCUUUUUACAGAUUGGUGGAGAUUCAAUCUCAGCUAUACACCUCGUGUCUAAAGCAAGAGCUAAUGGCAUUCAUCUAAACGUGAAGGACGUUUUCGACGAUUCAAGGUUGCUCAUAAUUGCAUCAAAGGCAAUUCUAAGUAACAAUAUUGAGAAAACGGACGAAAUCACAUCGCCAUUUAGCCUUCUACCAGAGUUGACUAGAGAUGUCAUCAUCAGACAAGCAGCUGAUCAAUGUGAUAUAUCACAAAGUGCCAUUGAAGAUGCAUAUCCAUGCACGUCUUUGCAAGAGGGCCUCAUGGCAUUAUCAGUAAAGCAGCAAGGAUCAUAUGUGGCCAAAUAUGUCUACAAACUUCCAAAUCACGUUGAUAUUGAGCGUUUCAGGGCUUCCUGGAAUAAAACUGUCGAGCUAUGUGACGCUCUACGUACGAGAAUAAUUCUCUUUAAUGGUUCAUCGAUCCAGUUAUUGGUCAAAGAUUUGUUACACUGGAGAGCAACAGAUAACGAGACCCUCUCUUCCCUUCUCCGCUCAGACCGGUACUCUCAUAUGACUUAUGGCACCCCUCUUUGUUGGUAUGCAAUUCUGCACGAUACAGAGGCUAACUAUUUCAUCUGGUCUGCUCAUCAUGCCAUUUAUGACGGAUGGACAAUUCAAAUCAUCAUGAGUACCCUGGAGUCUGUUUAUCGAAAGACAGAUAUGGAACCAUUGCACCCGUACAGUGGAUUCAUCAAAUACACUUUAUCUCUCGAGCACGAUGCUGCGACCAAGUUUUGGCACAACGAAUUGCGUGGUUCUAAACGAGCCACAUUCCCACUCCUUAACGGACCAAAUGCUGUUAACGACGACCAAUCUACCCAGGUGCACCGACGAACUAUUUCUAUGCCUCAUAGAGAACGGUCGUCAAUUACUAAAGCUUCCAUUCUGCGUGCAGCUUGGGCAAUUGUUCUUGCCCGCUACAGCGGCAGCGACGAUAUCACCUUUGGCACAACUGUUUCUGGUCGUCAAGCACCAGUCCAUGGUAUAGAAGUGAUGCCAGGGCUGGCAAUUGCCACUGUGCCGGUCCGCAUUCACCUUGAUACUCAGGCGAAGGCUUCCGAUUUCCUUCUCGGUGUUCAGAACCAAGCCACAGCCAUGGUUCCAUUCGAACAGUUCGGAAUACAAAAUAUAGCAAAUGUGAGCUCUGACUCGAAGGCAGCUUGCAAUUUCUCUAGUUUACUCGUUAUUCAACCCCCCACCUCCUCAGGAGACGAUUCCGAGGAUGCAAUACUCUUGUCUGGAGGGGCUGAGAGGGCUUUAACUGAAGACACGAUGGAAUCAUACUUUAACUAUCCUCUUGUUCUUAUCUAUGGAAUAGCUGGUGACAACGUGGAACAGCGCCUAUUCUUCAAUCCAGCAGUGUUGACAGAGAAGCAAGUCGAAGCGCUUUCAUACCAGAUUGAGCACGUCGUUCAGCAGCUUGCUCAUGAUGUGUGUCUUGAGCAAAUCUCUCUUGUCGGAGACUGGGACAUUAAGCAUGCUGUGGAUUCGCAAUUGCCGAUAUCUUCUACGCAAUCUUGUACCCACUGGCUGAUUCAGGAUGCCAUCCGCACCCACCCAGAUUCACCCGCCGUGGCGUCGUGGGACGGUGAACUUACCUAUGCUGAGCUUGGAACCCUAGUUUCUCGCUUAUCUAUAAAGCUUCAACAGCUUGGCAUAGGUCCAGAGGUGCUUGUGCCUGUGUGCUUUCCUAAGUCUAUAUGGGCUGUUGUGACGAUGAUUGCAGUGGAAAUGGCAGGCGGUGCUUUUGUCCCGCUUGACCCGAAAGCACCACAAACUCGUCUUAGAAGCAUUCUGAAUGACAUCAAGGCUACAAUUGCUCUUACAAGCCCUUGCUGUGAGUCCACGAUGCAAGACCUAGAUGUUUCCACUGUUGCCAUCGAUGGUCAUUUCUUAGACACUUUGCCUGAGACUACUGUCUCCUCACAACACCCCGGAAGCCCUUCUGAUGCAGCUGUUGUUUUGUUCACGUCUGGUAGUACUGGUAAACCGAAAGGCAUGGUUAUUCAGCAUGACGCUCUCUGUUCUUCAGCAGCUGCUUACGGACACGGUCUUCAAAUUGAGCCUGGUACACGCGUUUUUCAGUUUUCUGCUUACACCUUUGACGUCGGUGUUUUGGAUACCUUAGUUACCCUGAUGCGCGGUGGCUGCCUUUGCGUCCCGUCAGACCAUGAUCGACUUAAUGACCUCCCUGGCGCCAUCAACAAGACCAAAGCCAACUGGGUUUUCCUUACACCUACAGUGGCGGACCUUGUCAAUCCUGCUGAUGUUCCGACACUCCGUGUGGUUUGCCUUGGAGGAGAGGCGAUAAGCCAGAAAACUGCCGACAGGUGGAAAGAUUACACAGAGCUGCACGGUCUCUACGGCCCAGCCGAGGCUUCUAUUUGCGCCUGGAAUUCGACUGUCGGACGAUCAGGCAAAUCGACCAAUCUGGGCAGACCACUUUCAAGUGCUUUCUGGGUUGUCGAGCCCAGUGAUAUCCACAGCCUUGUUCCUGUUGGCUGUAUCGGAGAGUUACUCAUCCAAGGCCCGAUGCUGGCGCGAGGAUAUCUGAAUGUCCGCGCAGAGCAAGCAGCAAAUUGGAUUGAAGACUUUACAGCAGACUGGCUACCCCAUGGCUUUCCCAACAGAGCUUAUCGAACCGGCGAUCUCGUGCGGCGCAAUGCUGAUGGAACUUUUGACUAUAUCGGCCGUAAAGACACGCAAGUUAAACUCCAUGGUCAGCGUGUAGAGCUUGGAGAAAUCGAAUCGCAGAUCCAAAGAGCGCUUCCAGCAGAAAUGACUGCUAUUGUUGACAUUGUCAAGUCUCAAGAUGAGCAGCGCCAUGUUAAUCUCCUGGCUUUCUUGUGGUAUACGCAUGAAACUAUACUAAACAGGCAAUCGCCAUUGAAAUUGAUCAGUACCCUAUCUGAAACACAGAAGAUAUUGAUUUCCAACAUAGACAUGGCCUUGUCAACUGCUCUGCCCUCUUAUAUGAUUCCAUCAUCCUAUCUUAUCUUCGAUGGCAAACCUGAUAACACGACAUCUGGGAAAGUCAACCGUCGUGCUCUAUCAGAGCUUGCCCAAAACAUUACAAAUCAGGAACGCUCUCAAUUUGCCCCUGGAACAGAGGAGAGGGAAGCUCCAACUAAGCCUAUGGAACUCAAGCUUCGAGAUCUUUGGGCUGAAGUCCUUCAUAUCAAGACAGACGAUAUCAGCAAAAGGGAUAGCUUUUUGCGUAUUGGUGGUGAUUCCAUUAGUGCAAUCCGGCUCGUUACUCUAGCCCAGCAGCAUCAUAUUUGCCUUAGUGUGGCCAUAAUUUUCCACAAUCCACAACUGGAAGAAAUGGCCAGCGCUGUGUCUGUGAAUGCAGACGUUCUCGUUGAUGACAUACAACCUUUUGGUCUAUGUUCAAAUAGUCAGAAGGAGGCCAUUACUGAGAUAGCGCGCAACCAAUGCUCAUUGCCGCACGCUGUUCUUGAAGAUGCCUAUCCCUGUACUAGCAUGCAGGAGGGCCUUAUGGCUCUCGCUCUUAAGCAACCGGGCUCUUAUAUUGCCAAAUUCGUUUAUCGACUACCACGCCAUGUUAACGUUGAUAAUUUUAAGAAAGCGUGGGCACGGACGACUGAAAUUUGCACCAAUCUUCGUACGCGAAUUAUUUACGUUGAUGGGGCACACAUUCAAGUCGUAUUGAAAGAUGAAUUCAACCUUUCCUCUAUUCGCGGUCAGAAUCUCAACGAAGUCAUUCGAUUGCAUAGCUCCAUUGAAAUGAGUUGCGGUUCAAAUUUAUCUCUAUCUACCUUAGUCGAGGAGGAGAACGGGCAAUGCUAUUUCCUAUGGGCAAUCCAUCAUGCUGUGUUUGACGGUUUGUCUAAUCAAAACAUCUUAACAAUACUCCAAAAAGUGUAUUCUGGGAUGGAGGUAUCUCCUCUACCGCCAUACUCGCGUUUUAUUCGUUACAUGAGAUCUUUGAAUGCGGAUAAUGCUAAACGUUAUUGGAACACACAGCUCGAGAAGAGCAAGCGUGCGAUUUACCCAUCGCUAACCGAUGCUCGGGCUUCGGCGGGUACGACCAACAUCUUUGAGAGAUCAUUUAAGCUCCCCAAUCUGCCUGCCUCGAAUACAACGACUGCAACCCUGAUUCGAGCGGCUUGGGCCUUGGUUCUCUCGCGGUACUGUGAUACAGAUGACAUCUGUUUUGGUAUGACAAUUUCAGGCCGGCAGGCACCAGUCCCCGACGUAAUGAACAUGGUUGGGCCUAUACUUGCCACAGUCCCAAUCCGAAUUCGUUUCAACUUAGAUCAGUCUGUUUCUGGUUACCUUCAAAGCGUGCAAGAUCAGGCAUUAGAGAUGAUCCCCUUUGAGCAAUAUGGCUUACCAAACAUUAUGAAGUUGGGUGAAGAUAUCAAGGAAGCUUGUCGAUUCUCCAGCCUUCUUAUUAUCCAGCCAAUGCAGGAGACGAUGAAUGAAGACAGCGACGCUAUUCUUGUGACUGCAGAUCAAGAAAUAGAUGCGCCUGCCGAUUCUGUUCAGAAUUUCUUUAGUUAUCCAUUGGUUGUCCAAGGACAUCUUUCCAAGGAUAGAAUUAAAUUGUCAAUCGUCUAUGAUGAUAACGCACUUGUUGAAGCUCAAGCUGAAGCCUUGGCCCAUCAACUGAGUCAUGUCAUAUGCCAGCUUACAUCGCUACACGAUGCACCUCUACGAGAGGUAGCUCUCUUUUCUCCUUGGGAUCUCAAGAAGGCUAUUGCGGUCAACCACGAAAUACCUCAAUUCAUGGACACCUGUCUUCAUACGCUCAUCGAGAUCCAAGCUGAUCAACGCCCCAAUGCAAUCGCUGUUUCCGCGCCAGAUGGAGAAUUUACGUACAGUCAGCUGAAUAGUGCCGCCAAUCGCUUAGCCCAUCACCUUAUCGAAAGAUAUUCUGUUCAAGUCGAAGAUCUCAUACACGUAUGCUUCGAAAAAUCGAUCUGGCACAUCAUUUCAGUCAUCGCCAUCAAUAAAGUCGGUGCAGCUUGGGUCCCGCUAGAUCCCUCUCAUCCUAAGCAGCGUCUCCAGCAAAUUGUUGGCCAGACAGGCGCCAAACUUGCAUUAGCUUCCUCAAGUCACACCGCGUUAUGUGCCAAGGUCAUCAAGAAUGUACUUGAAGUGAACAGCACAAUUGAUGAUCAGUUGGUGAACGCGGGAGUCAGUUCAAGCAAUCCAGCUGCGCCAGUAUCUCCUCACAAUACCGUAUAUGUCCUGUUCACUUCAGGCUCCACUGGUACACCGAAAGGUAUCGUUUUGGAGCAUGCGGCCGUAUGCACUGAGGUACCCAGCUUAGAAGUAGUCGCUCUGAUGGGUGAACCGGCUACUAAAGAUGUAUACAAUGCGUGGUUCGGAAAAGUGCGUCUAUUUAAUAGUUGGGGCCCUACGGAGACUUGUGUUAUCAGCUCUAGUCAUGAGUGGAAGUCAGCGAAUGAAUCGCCGUCUGUGAUAGGGAAGCCAUUAGGUGCCCGCUGUUGGAUUCUUGAUACACGGAAUCCAACCCAAUUAGCAGCCACUGGUAUCGUUGGCGAACUGGUCGUUCAAGGCCCAACACUUCUACGUGAAUACCUAGCUGCUCCAGACAAAACCAAGGCGUCAAUAAUUUAUGACUUGCCAAACUGGAUUCCACGCGAAGCACUUCCAGGCUACGACCGACUGUAUAAAACCGGCGAUUUUUGCUUUUACAAUCCAGAUGGGAACAUCGAGUACUACUCGCGUCAGGACACACAGAUCAAAAUUCGCGGCCACAGAGUUGAGGCUGGAGAAAUAGAGCACCGGGUUUCACAAGCGAUGGCUGUUGAUCAGGUUGCAGUGGAACUAGUCAAUACAGAGAGCGGAAGUACACUGGUCGCAUACCUCUGUUUCAAUUUGGAUUAUAAACCGAUAUCUUUGACGGCAACCCCCGAUGAAAUCUUUAUUCCGCUCUCAGACGACAUGCAGCAGUUAAUAUCUAUCGCCGUGGCACAGCUCAAGACAACUCUAGCCCACUACAUGGUACCCACAGCGUUCAUUGUCUGCAAGUUUAUGCCAUCCAUUACCUCUGCCAAGCUGGAUAGAAAAUCACUUCGACAACUCACAGCACUGCUUAGCCGAGACGAAUUAGCAGCGUACUCGCUAUCCAACACGGUGACGGCAAAGGAAUCACCGGCAACUGUGAUGGAGUGGCGUGUUCAGUCUCUGUGGGCUGAAGUACUAGGUAUUCCUGCAGAAUCCAUCGGUCGUGACGACAACUUUGUUCAGAUCGGUGGUGAUUCCCUGGUGGCAAUUCAAAUAGUUUCAAAAGCUCGAAAGUUUGGCAUGUCUAUUUCUGUCAAAGACGUGUUUGAUGACCCAAGGUUAUUUGCUGUUGCUUCCAAGAUAACUUUGACUGAUAGCUGCACUAUAGCAUCUGACGAAACAGAGCCAUUUACUCUGCUCUCUCAAUCAACCCACAAAGCUCUACUGCGUGGCGACGCGGAUUUACAGUGCAACUUGUCAAUGGGACAGACGAUUGAAGAUGCAUACCCUUGCACUUCAUUACAAGAGGGUCUUAUGAAUAUAACUAUGAGACAGCCAGGCGCUUAUGUGGCCAAGUACUGCUUUCGCUUGGCAGACAAAGUUGAUGUUUUGCGAUUUAUUUCAGCAUGGGACCGAACUGUCGAAAUUUGUGCGAAUUUACGAACAAGAGUCGUAAUCCUGGAGAACUCGGCCAUUCAAGUCGUCGUUAAGAACGGAUGUCAGUGGAAUGACGAAGAGACGACCUUGUUGCCUGUCCACAGCCAACGAGGUCUCGAUGUUGAUUAUGGCUCGCCACUCUGUGGGUAUUCUCUGAUUGACUAUGGUGGUGCCAAGUAUUUUUGCCUCAAGUUGCAUCAUUCAGUCUUUGAUGGCUGGUCCCUUCGGUUGGUCAUGAGUACUUUGCACGCCAAUUACGAUGCCACAGAUGUCUCUCCGCUCCCUUCGUAUUCUCGGUUCGUCAAGUACAACCUGAAUAUGGACUACGCUGCAUCUGCCGAAUAUUGGACAGCUCAGCUGGAGGGUGCGAAAUUAGCAGCUUUUCCAACAGGUGGCGAAGGAUAUACAAACGACUCAAAGAGGCAGAUAAAGCUUCACACAACUUCAGUCAGCCUUAAACAGCUACCCAAUACUUAUAUCACCAAGGCAACAAUUAUACGAGCAGCAUGGGCAAUUGUGCUAGCAAGAUACAAUAAUGUGGAUGAUGUAUGUUUUGGUUCCAGUGUCUCUGGUCGCCAUGCUGCAGUUGCUGGCAUAGAAUCCAUCCCCGGUCUCGUGGUCGCCACGGUCCCUGUUCGUGUCCGGAUAGACAAUCAGCAAGCUGUGUCGUCAUUCCUCAAAGAUAUACAAUACCAAGCUGCUGAUAUGGUUCCCCAUGAGCAUUUCGGGCUGAAGAAUAUCUUAAAUAUGAAUGACGAAGCUAAGGCUGCUUGCGCAUUCAAAACCUUAUUCAUUAUUCAGCCGGUUCAACAAAUGAAUCACGAGAGCAGUUUGUUCAACUUUACGACUGAUAUUGAGGGUAACAGCAAGGAAGAAAUGCUUCAAAAUUAUCUGAACUAUCCUCUUGUUGCCCAAUGCAUGCUGGCCGAGGAUAUUGUUGAUCUUGACUUGUAUUGUGAUUUAUCAGUGGUUCCUGAGCACCAACUACAGGGUCUCUCAAACACGUUCAAGCACGUAAUUGAACAGCUGCUUACCGCAAAUGACAUUCCAUUGUCCCAAAUUUCAGUUGAAGCACCUUGGGAGUAUGAUUUUGCUUUUGCAGCUAACGGGAAUCCGCCCGUUACUGUUGACCGAUGCCUUCACUCUCUUAUUGAAGAGGAAGCAAAAAAGCAUCCAGAUACAUUCGCUGUGCAAGGAUGGGACGUCAACCUUACCUACCGAAACCUGGACGACUGUGCAAAUAGGCUGGCCCACCACAUCAUCAACAUUUUCCAAGUUAAAAGUGGUGAUAUUGUUCAUGUCUGUUUCGACAAAUCGGCUUGGUAUAUCGUCGCUGUUUUGGCAAUUAACAAAGCCGGCGCAAUCUGGUCGCCGUUAGAUCCCAGUCAUCCUACCCAAAGAUAUGAGCAAAUUAUCCUACAGACCAACUCAUCAUUAAUCUUGACAUCUUCGACAAACACUUCAAAAUGUUCAAAUUUGGCACGCUUUACUCUUGAAAUUUCAUCUGAAUUUGAUGAGACUUUGAAGAGGGGUGCAAAUGUGCAUCGGCCUGAUGUUAACGUAUCACCCACAGAUGCUGCCUACAUUAUCUUCACUUCCGGAACAACAGGAAUGCCCAAGGGCGUUAUUAUUGAGCACGCAUCAGUAUGUACAUCGCAGAUGGCUUUGGCUCGGAGAAUCGGCGUUACGAAUGAAACCAGAAUGCUCCAAUUUGCCUCCUUUGUCUUUGACGCAUCAAUAUUUGAGAUUUUCGCGCCUCUCUUUGUCGGCGGUUGCGUAUGUAUACCAUCUUGGGACGACCAAAUGAACAACUUGACGGAAUAUAUGGCUAAAGCCUCCGUAAAUACCUCAUUUUGUACUCCGACUGUGGCACGUAGCUUGAGGCCUGAAGAAAUACCUAGUCUGGAGAUCCUUGUUGUCGGUGGUGAGGCUGCGUCUUCCGAUGUUAUCCAAAUGUGGCAUGGGAAGUUGCGACUCUUCAAUGCCUGGGGCCCAACGGAGAUAUGUGUCAUCGGUUCUAUACACGAAUGGGCAGAUUCAAGCGAUUCCCCAAUGACUCUUGGACGACCUAUUUUAGGCAAUUGGUGGAUUGUAGAUCCAAAUGAUCCCAUGCGACUGGUUCCCACAGGAUGUGUCGGCGAGAUUGUAUACCAAGGACCGACUAUCUUCAGGGAAUAUUUGGCCAGUCCAUCCCAGACGCAAGAGGCUAUAGUAUCUUCGCUCCCGGCGUGGGCACCUCAUCGUGAUGUGAGGGGCUGGAGUCGGUUUUACAGAACGGGUGACUUAGGACGUUACAAUUCAGACGGCACCAUGGAAUAUUUUGAUCGAAAAGACACUCAAGUUAAAAUUCGUGGUCUUCGCAUAGAGCUUCACGAAAUUGAACAUCAAAUAUUUUCACAGCUUCCUGGGGCUCGUCAAGUUGCAGUCGACGUUCUGAAACGGGAAGAAGGAUCCCAUCUAGUGGCCUAUUACUGUUUCAGUAAUGAUACUAUUCCAUCGCAUUUAGUGGCCGACACCGAGAAUAAUCACAUAUUCUUACCCUUGCUGGAUGACAUACUGCCUCAGAUCCUUGAACUUAUUACCAGUCUCGGGGACGUUCUUCCCCCAUACAUGGUCCCCAAAACGUUCAUCCCUUGCAAACAAAUGCCGAUUGGCACAUCAACCAAACUCGACCGGAAACUGCUUGUGCAUAUGACUGCAUCACUGAAUAGGGAAGAAUUCGAUUAUUAUUCGCUUGUUGACAGUAGCAAGAGCCCUCCAGAAACUGCUAUGGAGUUACAGCUGCAACAGCUUUGGUCUGACAUUCUACAUAUUCCAACUGAGUCGAUUGGAAGGCACGAUAGCUUCCUUCUGGUCGGUGGCGAUUCUAUGACAGUGAUCAUGCUUGUCUCUGCUGCUCGUGAAAGAGGUAUUAUUAUUAGUGCUAGGGAUGUCUUUCAGGAUGCUCGGCUUCUCAGUGUGGCCGCAAAAGCCCAAUGCAUCAGUGGUGAUGAUCUGGAGUCUAGCCCUACUGAACCAUUCAGCAUGUUAACCCAAUUACAAAAAGAUCUGCUUCUUACCAACGACAAUAAGUCUUCCAUGGGCUUAUACGGCAACAAGUCGUCCAUGGGCUUAUACGACAAUAUGACGAUCGAGGAUGCGUACCCUUGCUCAAAGCUCCAAGAAGGCCUGAUGGCAUUAGCUAUUCAAAAACCCGGUUCAUACAUAGCCAGAUUUCAUUAUCGCAUUUCCAAAAACACAGACCUUGUGGAGUUCAAGGCUGCUUGGGAAAAGACUAUUGAGAUGUGUCCGAAUAUGCGAACUCGGAUUAUGCACAUCGAUGGGUACUCCAUCCAGGUCGUGAUAAAAGAUGAUGUCGAGUGGGACUCGCUAGAUACAGAUACUAGAUCUCUAGAUGACUACCUUGACGCCUCACGACAUAUCAGGAUGGAAUACGGCUCCAGGCUGUGCCAUUAUGCCCUAAUAUCUCAUAAUGGCGACGUGCACUUUGUACUGACAAUGCACCAUGCAGUAUUCGAUGGAUGGACAAUGCGCUUGGUACUUGAAACACUGGAGAACACCUAUCAAGGGCUUCGGGUCAAUGAGCUGAAGCCGUAUUCGCGAUUCAUUCAAUAUACUUUAGAUAUUGAUUACCAAUCGGCAAGCGAGUAUUGGCUUGCUCAACUUCAUAACGCAAAGAAGGCCAGCUAUCCGAACAGACUGGCUUCGAGUGAGCAACCUGCUGGCUCUAAUAAUACCAGACAUUUCGAAUUCGAGAUACUGAUGCCCAAACUCUCUGCCAAUGUCACAAAGGCGACAAUUCUACGCGCGGCCUGGGCGAUCGUGCUUGCUCGCUAUUGUGAUGCUGAUGACAUUUGCUUUGGUACAACUGUCUCGGGUCGUCAAGCUCCGGUUGCUGGAUUAGCGGAAAUGCCUGGUCCAGUUAUUGCGACGAUUCCUGUUAGGAUUCACUUAGAUCGCCAAAAAGAUAUAUCUGGAUUUCUUAAGGAUAUUCAAGCGCAGGCAUCUGAAAUGGUUGUAUAUGAGCAAUUCGGCUUGCAUAACAUCGCCAAGUUGAGUGAAGAUGCGAAAGACGCUUGUGACUUUUCCAGUCUCCUUGUGAUCCAGCCCAGACAGAUUUUGUCGCAUAUCAAUGGCGAUGAGCAGGCCCUUCUUGUUGCACAAUCUGACGAUGCAGCUGACGAAACAUUAGAGAGCUAUUUCACUUAUCCUCUCGUCAUUCAAGCCCACUUACAUGAAUGUGGUGAUAAGCUCGUUUUCAUAUACAAUAAGCUUGCUAUUGCCGAACAGCAGCUUAUUACGCUCUCAAAUCAGUUGAAGCACGUUAUCUCUCAGCUCUUUUUACGUCCUGAUGUAUUAUUAAAGGACCUCUCCAUUGCAUCUGAGUGGGAUGUUGAGCAGUCAGUUAAAUUUAACCCAGAGGUGCCAGAAAUUAUGGACACUUGUGUCCACACACUUAUCGAAGCCCAAGCUCAUAGUGAGCCUGAAGCUCUGGCAAUCUCGGCUUGGGACGGAAAUUUGACGUAUAGACAACUUAACGAGUCCGCAAAUCGACUUGCUCACUAUCUUGUCAAGAACUAUAAUGUUACACCAGAUAACCUUAUUCACGUCUGUUUCGAAAAGUCGGUUUGGCAUUUUGUUGCUAUUAUUGCAAUCAACAAAGCGGGUGCUGCAUGGGUUCCAUUAGAUCCUUCGUAUCCAGAGCAGAGGCUACGACAAGUGAUAAGCCAGACACGCUCUACACUGGUAUUGACAUCAUGCCGUAAUGCAAAACUCUGCUCGGGCCUUGUCGAUAACGUUCUGCAAAUUGAUGUUGAACUCGAUAAGGCCUUAGUUCUGACCGAAGAUGGCCACAAAGGCCCAACUGUUGCUGUUACUCAUCGACACGCGGCAUACGUGCUUUUCACCUCUGGAAGUACCGGAAAACCAAAGGGCCUGGUCAUGGAACAUGGUGCCGUUUGUACGAGUCAAACAGCUAUUGCAAAGAGGCUUAACUUGACAUCUAAUGUUCGGAUGCUACAGUUCGCUGCUUUCGUGUUCGAUCUCUCUAUUGGUGAGAUUGUAGGGCCUCUCAUCUCGGGUGCCUGUCUAUGCAUCCCGUCGGAAGAAACAAGAAUGAAUAGCCUAACACAAUACGUGAAUGAAACUGGGGUUAAUUGGGCGUACCUUACACCUGCUUUCGUAAGGGCUUUUGUUCCAGAGGAUAUGCCUGGCCUAGAGCUGUUGCUAUUAGCCGGUGAAGCUGUCCCCCGGGAGGUGCUAUCCACCUGGUUUGGAAAAGUCCGUCUCGUCAAUGGCUGGGGCCCUGCUGAAACCUGUUGCUUCAGCACCCUCCAUGAAUGGUCCUCUGUGGAUGAAUCGCCACUUGUUGUUGGUCGGCCUGUCGGAGGGUUUUGCUGGAUUGUGAACCCAGAAGAUCCUCAGCAACUUACACCGACUGGUACAUUGGGCGAAAUUGUUAUACAAGGCCCUACAAUCCUACGCGAAUACCUUGCUGAUAUCGAACGCACCAAAGACUCAACUGUAUACAGUCUUCCACAGUGGGCGCCUCAACCAGACUCAGUGCACUGGAACAGGUUUUACAAAUCUGGUGACCUUGGCUACUACAAUCCUGAUGGCACCAUAGUUUUCAGUAGCCGCAAGGACACGCAAAUCAAGAUCCGCGGGUUGAGAGUUGAACUAGGCGAAGUCGAACAUUAUGUGCACGAAACACUGGAAGGCGUAUGCCAAGUCGUCGUUGAUGUGUACCAAAAGGAGGGCCGGUCUAAUCUCGUAUCGUAUAUCUGCUUCAACGAUGAGAUGAAGAAUCCAUCCGCCGACGGAGAAUUCACUGCGACCGGUCUAUUUGCACCUAUUACGGAUGAUAUGCGGCAGAAAAUCGCUAUUAUGCUAGGUGAACUCAGGAUUACAUUGCCCCAAUACAUGAUCCCUACCAUGUUCAUCCCCUGCGAUUUUAUGCCAUCCAUCACAUCUACCAAGCUAGACAGAAAGGCUUUACGCCUUUUGAUGGCUUCUCUGGAUGACCAACAGCGAGCUCCAUACAAUCUUCUCAACACCCAGAAACGCAAGCCCGAAACUGAGAUGGAAAUUAAACUACAGAGGCUUUGGGCGGAGAUUUUGAGCGUUCCUGUGGACUCUAUAGGUCGAGAUGAUAGUUUCCUGCAAGUUGGGGGGGACUCAAUUUUGGCCAUCCAGUUAGCCUCUCGCGCUUGGGAAAUGGGAAUUUCUUUCCAAGUAAAGGAUGUGUUUGACGACCCGAGACUCAUGGCACUGUCUUCGAAGGCUACAAAGACUAAAUAUGAUGCUGAGACACAAGUGACACGAUUCAGCAUGCUGUCUGAUAAUCUCAAAACCGAGAUUCUCAGUGAUGAUAUUCGCAGCCAAUGUUGCCUGUCCACCGAGGAUGUUAUCGAAGAUGCCUAUCCAUGCACUUCGCUACAGGAGGGGCUGAUGGCCCUGACUGCUAAGCAACCCGGAUCCUACAUCGCAAAUUAUGUUUUCCGACUUCCUGGCCAUGUCAACGUUUCUCGUUUUAUGGCCGCUUGGGACCAAAUGGCUGAUAUUUGUUCUAACUUACGGGCUAGGAUCAUCCAUCUGAACGGAGAGUCUAUCCAAGUCGUUGUUCGAGGUGGCAGCCAGUGGAAGCCUACAGAGAAUCAGUCACUGUCUUCUAUUCUUGAGUCGUCGAAAACUCUCAAAAUGACCUAUGGAACGCCCCUAUCUUCGUGUGCUAUCAUACGCGAAAGCGAUACAGCUUAUUUUGUGUGGUCAGCUCACCACUCCAUCUAUGACGGCUGGACGAUGCGAAUCAUAUUCAGCACAUUGUAUUCGGCCUACUACCGCGAUACAAUACUUCCUGUUAGACCAUAUUCUUCCUUCCUCAAUUACUACUCGAAAUUGGAUAUCAAAAAGGCCACGGACUUUUGGAUGGAGGAGCUAGCUGGAGCCAAGCGGGCAGAAUUUCCGUCUAACCAACGUGCUACCUCUUCUGCCAUGACUGAUGUCCACCACUCAAGCAUUGUUCUUCCAGACUCACUUGAUCUUUCUGUUACGAAAGCCACAGUUGUGCGUGCAGCCUGGGCACUAGUCCUUGCCCGGUACUGCGAUAGCAACGAUGUAACGUUUGGCACUACCGUCUCAGGUAGACAGGCCCCAGUCCCAGGGGUUGAGUCCAUCGCCGGGCCAAUGAUUGCAACUAUUCCAGUCCGCGUUCGACUUGACAAGCAGGCCUCAACAUCCCAGUUCUUGAUGGAUGUUCAAUCGCAAGCAUCUUCUUUAAUUCCUUUUGAACAGUUUGGUCUUCAGAAUAUUGCCAAGCUAAGUCCAGAUGCAAAAGAGGCCUGCGACUUUUCGAGUCUUCUCGUCAUUCAGCCGCCAGUACAUGACCCAUCUGGGGGAGAUGAUGGGAAAGCUCUCCUUUUACAGAGUGAUAUUGAGCAAGAAGAGACAGAAAAGGCUAUGCAGGGCUAUUUCAAUUAUCCUCUUGUUAUCAUUAGUAGCAUUGGAGAGCGUGUUAUCCAACAACGACUGUUUUAUAACUCCGCAAUUCUCACCAACCUUCAGAUGGAAGCCUUGUCGCAUCACAUUGAACACGUUAUGCAACAGCUUUUAAGAAAUAGCGGCAUGCAGAGGGAUAUCUCUCUGAUUGACUCUUGGGACCUUGAGCAAGCCAUUAAUGCAUCUCGCCUUCGCCCUGCUACAGAAUCAUGUACACAUUGGUUGAUCCAAGAAAAGAUUAAGGAACAGCCCGAGGAAGUUGCUAUUACGUCCUGGGAUGGCAAACUCACUUAUGCCCAACUUGGGUCUCAUGCCACUUGCUUAGCGGUCAAGCUACAGGAUCUCGGUGUUGGACCUGAGUCACUGGUUCCUAUAUGCUUCCAUAAAUCCAAGUGGGCAGUGGUCUCUAUGAUAGCUGUUCAAAUGGCAGGUGGCGCUUUCAUUCCUCUUGACCCUGGCGCUCCGUCAGCAAGAUUACAGGGCAUUCUACAGGACACAGGAGCUUCAUUGACCAUUGCUGACCCGUCUAGCCAAGCAACAUUACAAUCUCUGGGUGUAGAGGUUAUCACUGUGUAUGACGAAAUGAUAUCUGAACUGCCCAGCUCGGUUGUUCUACAAUGCGAGGUGCAGCCUACCAACGCCAGCGUUGUCUUAUUUACAUCCGGCAGCACAGGAAAGCCCAAGGGCAUGGUCAUUCAGCAUAACAGUCUCUGUUCAUCUAGUGAUGCCUAUGGAUCUGACCUGAAUAUUGGACUCGGCACGCGAGUGUUCCAAUUCUCUGCAUAUACAUUUGACGUUGGUGUUUUAGAUUGCCUUGUAUCACUUAUGAGAGGUGCCUGUAUUUGCAUUCCUUCAGAUCAUGAUCGCCUCAAUAACCUUGCUGCUGCUAUUACUGCAUCUAAAGCUAACUGGGUUUUCCUUACGCCAACUGUCGCUGAUUUACUUCAUCCAGUCGAUGUUCCUACCUUAAAAACCGUCUGUCUCGGUGGCGAAGCCAUAAGCAAGAAAUGUGCUGAGAGAUGGGUUAACCAUGUGGAUCUUCAUGGACUUUAUGGCCCAGCAGAGGCAUCAAUUUGUGCAUGGAACUCUAUGGUAGGGAAAUCUGGACGCUCAACAAAUCUUGGACACCCGAUUUCCAGUGCAUUUUGGGUUGUUGAUGUCAACGACCCCAAGUCUCUAGUGCCACUUGGCUGUAUUGGCGAGCUUCUCAUCGAGGGCCCAAUGCUUGCUCGGGGUUAUCUCAAUGUGUCUGCCGACGUCGCCGCCAACUGGAUGGACGGAGUUGACUGGCUCCCCGGCAGCAACCAAUCCAGGAGAGUUUAUCGUACGGGCGAUCUGGUGCGACGGAACGCAGAUGGCACAUUUGAUUACCUCGGCCGUAGGGAUACCCAGGUCAAGCUCCACGGUCAACGUGUUGAACUAGGAGAAAUUGAGGCCUGGAUCAACGAGCUCUUACCCGGCAACAUGGCUGCUAUUGUAGACGUUCUGAAGGACAAUGGUACUACUGAUACCCUAUUGGCCUUCCUUUGGUAUAUUGAGGAAGCAGCUAAUUCAUCGACUCGCCUCAUGCAUUUUAUCUCCGAUGAAGCGCGGGCCACUAUCCUGCACCUAGAUACAUCUCUGAGCACGAUUUUACCCCCGUAUAUGAUUCCUUCAUCUUACCUUAUAUUUAGUGGCAAGCCAGAACAAACCGUAACCGGAAAGAUCAAUCGGAGCUCUCUUACUAGCCAAGCCCAGCAUAUUACUGCUGAAGAGCGUCUACGCUUUGCUCCUGAUACUAGCUUCCGCGUCCUACCUACUACACCCAUGGAAUUUAAGUUGAGAGAGCUUUGGGCCCAAGUUCUCCGCAUCAACUCAGAGGAUAUUUGCAAGAAUGAUAGCUUCUUACGGCUUGGUGGCGACUCAAUAUCCGCUAUCCAGCUGGUGUCUAGGGCUCAACAGCAAGGACUUAGCCUGACAGUUGCUAUCAUUUUCCGAAGUCCUCGACUCGAACAAAUGGCUAAUGCCGUCACAGAGAAUGACUCAGCUUCAUACAAUGAGAUUCAGCCGUUUGGUAUGCUUCCGAUCAAGGAGUCUGAUGUGAUUUUGGCUGAAGCUCAAGCACAAUGUACGAUACCUCCCAGGUCCAUCAUCGAAGAUGCCUACCCCUGCACCAAGCUUCAGGAGGGUUUAAUGGCGUUAUCUGUCAAGCAACCUGGCAGUUACAUUGCCAAAUACCUCUAUCGCCUCCCUGAUCACGUUGAUUUGGCUCGAUUCAAGUCAGCGUGGAAACAAACUUUAGACAUUUGUCCCAGUUUGCGGACGAGAAUUAUACACACUUCGACUAAAGCCACAUAUCAAGUCGUGUUGGACCAAAGUUCUAGCUGGGAACCUCUCCAAUAUCAGGAUUUACAAUCCGUUCUACGAUACGCUAAAACUAUGAACAUGAGUUACGGCACGCCUCUGUGCCAGUUUGCAUUCGUUAGAGACGAACAAGAAAAUGUAUUCUUCUUCUGGGCCAUGCAUCAUACGGUCUUUGACGGUUUAUCUAUUCAAGUCAUCCUCAAUAUCCUACACAAGGCGUACCUUGGCGAUGAAGUUCCCGCCACAACGCCUUAUUCGCGAUUCAUUCAUUAUCUUCUUCAGACAGAUAGUGAGGCUGCCUCCGCGUAUUGGAGAGACCUCCUACAUAAUGCCAAUCAUGCCCCGUAUCCUCCUCUACAAAGCACACAUGAUAAGCCUACGGCAACAUCUGUUCUUGAGACUUCUGUCGGCUUCAUCGAUACUAAAGAACUCAAUGUCACAGUCGCAACCGUUGUUCGAUCCGCUUGGGCCAUAGUCCUUGCUAGGUAUUGUGACACAGACGAUAUAUGCUUUGGUACCUCCGUCUCUGGUCGCCAAGCUCCUAUCCCCGGAAUUGUUAACAUGGUAGGACCAGCAAUUGCAACCGUUCCGGUUCGCAUCCAAAUAGACCGUCACCAGCUUGCAUCAGAAUUUUUAAACGGUGUCCAAGAGGCAGCAGUAGAAAUGAUUCCAUACGAACAGUUUGGUCUGCAAAAUAUCUCAAAGCUAAGCCAGGAUGCCAAUGAGGCAUGCCAGUUCUCAAGCUUGUUGGUAGUUCAACCAAUGAGCCAUAUUUCUAAUAGUGAAAAGAGCAAGACUUUGCUUGUCUCUGCAGAUACGACUGAAGAAGGGCUUUCGGAUACUCUGGCGAACUUUUUCAGCUACCCUCUUAUUGUACAAGGUCACGUUUAUGAGGACGAAUUGAGAGUCGCAAUGGCCUAUGAUGGAAAUGUUUUGACUGAACGUCAAGUUCAAACGUUAUCUAACCAACUUGGUCAUGUUAUCCGCCAACUCACAUCCAGUGAUGCCGUUACUCUUAAGGACAUUUCAAUAGCAUCCUCCCAUGAUUUGGAAUUGGCUAUUGCUUCAAACAGUGUUAUACCGCCGGUCGUCGAUUCGUGUAUCCACGAACUGAUCGAAACCCGAGCCCAGAUGUGCCCUGAUGCACCAGCAAUCUCAGCCUGUGAUGCGGAACUCACAUAUAGCCAGUUAAUUGAGGCUUCAAACAGGCUUGCAUACCAUCUCAUUCACACUCAUGGUGUAAAGCCUAAUGACCUCGUCCAUGUCUGCUUUGAGAAGUCCGCUUGGUUCUUUGUGUCGAUUAUUGCGAUUAAUAAAGCCGGUGCUGCUUGGGUGCCUUUAGACCCCUCUCAACCUGAGGAGCGAUUACUCCAGAUUGUCCAUCAGACAGAAGCUCGGGUAGCGGUAGUGUCGCCCAGAAAUACGACGCUUUGCACCAAAUUAGUCGAAAAUGUAAUAGAGGUCACAGCUCAACUUGACAGACAAUUGAGUUUAUCUGUGCCGAAGUUAUACGCGCCUCAUCUAGCUGUAUCGCCUUACAGUGUCGCUUAUAUCAUUUUCACCUCAGGGAGCACCGGAACGCCGAAAGGUGUCGUUAUGACACACAUGUCUUUAUGCACUAGCCAAACCGCUUUGGCUGAGAGACUCGGCAUGACCUCAGAAGUGAGAAUAUUGCAAUUUUCGGCUUUCGUUUUUGACAUGUUCAUUGGCGAGACAAUGACAUCGCUGAUCUCCGGUGCCUGUGUUUGCGUUCCGUCAGAUAGUGAACGAGUGGAAAACCUGGCUGGCUUUAUUAACAAGAAGCGAGUGAACUGGGCUUUCCUAACGCCGACUUUUGCUCGUACAAUCCAACCAGAAGAUGUUUCAGGCUUGAAGCUCCUCCUAGUUGGCGGUGAAUCUAUCCCUCAAGACUUAGUUCUCAAGUGGUAUGGCAAGCUACGUCUUAUUUGCGCCUGGGGUCCCACGGAGAGCUGUGUUAUUAGUGCUGUGCACGAAUGGACUUCUGCUGAAGAGUCCUCUCUUGUCAUUGGCCGUCCAGUUGGUGGUUUCUGCUGGAUUGUUGACCCAGAUAUGCCGCAUCGCCUUGCUCCAAUAGGCACCGUCGGUGAAAUCGUUGUUCAAAGCCCAACACUGCUACUCGAAUAUUUAAAUGACCCCGAACGAACUGGGGCUGCAUUAAUUCCGAAACCAGCUUGGGCUCCUCAGCCUGAUUCUCAGCAUUGGAAUCGAUGCUAUAGAUCCGGAGAUCUAUGUUUCUACGACCAUGAUGGCAACAUCGUAUUCAGUGGCCGUAGAGAUACACAAGUUAAAAUCCGCGGUUUCCGGAUUGAACUUGGGGAUAUUGAACACCACAUUCGCAAUCAAUUAGACACUCCCUGUGAAGUCGCCGUGGACGUGUUGAAAACUACUGCUGGAGCAAGCCUGAUAGCUUUCAUCAGCUUCAAUAUUGAAGCUAAUGCGUCCAUUGUUGACUCCGGUGCUGAUAUAUUCCUUCCACUCGAACCUGACACGGAACACAAGUUUAGUGCUUUGCUUGGCCGUCUGAAAGCUCUGCUGCCCCCAUACAUGGUUCCGACGAACUUUGUUCCUUGCCAAUAUCUCCCGUUUACAACAUCGACAAAGUUGGACCGGAAGAAGCUAAAGACUAUGGCUUCCAACCUUAGUCCAGAGACUCUUGCUGAAUAUGCACUCUCCAAGUCAGAGAAGCAUAGUCCGAAGACAGAGAUGGAACACCGGCUACAGGCCAUAUGGGCCGCAAUUGGUGGAGACUCCAUUAUGGCAAUACACUUUGUUAAUGCCGCUCGGGAUGACAAUAUCGGGCUUACAGUAUCCGAUGUCUUUGAUGAUCCCAGGUUAUUAGCCAUUGCUGCUAAAGCGACUAAUCUCACGAAAUGUGAUUCGGUGUCGGAAAUCACACAGUUUGCUCUCCUUGAUGAGAAAGUGCGACAAUCGCUAUCAAGCCAAGAGUUACGGCAAGCGUAUAAUUUUGCCGAAGAUAGCGUCAUUCAAGACGCCUACCCCUGCACUAAGUUGCAAGAGGGUCUUCUGGCUCUUGCAGAGAAGCAGCCCGGAAGCUAUGUUGCAAAGUUUGUCUACCGCCUGAAUCGUAGUGUUGACGUUCGGAAGUUCAAAGCUGCCUUCGAAAAGACAAUAAAGAUGUGCAACAACUUGCGCACAAGAAUCGUUGUUGUUGGAAAUACGUCAGUCCAAGUUGUUCUUGAGGAUGACGUUGCGUGGGAGAGUCCAGAUGGCACGGAGCUACACUCAUACGUGAAGUCCAUGCAUUCCUUCAAAAUGGCUUACGGAUCUCGAUUACACCGCUAUGCGAUUAUCGAAGACCAUGGGGAGAGCUACUUUAUAUGGACUUUGCACCACUCUAUCUAUGACGGCUGGACAUUACGUCUCAUGAUGGAAGUUCUUCAUUCGAUUUAUCAGGAUUGCUCCCCUGUACAACUGCAGCCGUACAACAGGUUUGUAGAAUAUAUUGCAAACCUUGAUCACGAAGACGCAAGAAAUUAUUGGGGGUCACAACUCCACGGCGCAAGCCGCGCAUCGUACCCGCCUUCCUCUGAAUCAGCAAAAGACUCAAACUCUUGUAAAACUCUAGAAAGAGACUUGGAGUUGCCUGAGAUGGCUGGCUUGUCGGUAACUAAAGCGACCAUAAUCCGAGCGGCAUGGGCUAUGCUCCUUGCAAGAUAUUGCGAGACCGAUGAUAUUUGCUUCGGAGUUACCGUGUCUGGUCGUCAAGCAUCUGUUCAAGGGUUGUCGGAAAUGCCAGGGCCUGCACUUGCUACUGUGCCUAUUCGUGUCCAACUAGACAAACAGCAAACUGUAUUGGACUAUUUAGGCACCAUACAAAAUCAGGCCUCGAAGAUGGUCCCCUAUGAGCAGUUUGGAUUACAGGAGAUUGCCAAAAUUAACUCUGGAACUCAAGAGGCCUGCAAUUUCUCGAGCUUAUUGGUCAUUCAGCCAAUGCAGCACUUGACGAAUGAAGGCGAUGCAAUGCUUCUGCCAGUCCAAGUUGACUUGCAAGGAGAAAAUACGAUGCAGAAUUAUUUCAACUAUCCUCUUAUCAUUCAAGGCCACGUGACAGAUGAAAGCGUCAACCUUUUCUUCAUUUAUGAUUCUAACAUUCUCACGGAGUCGCAAAUAUUGGCUAUAUCUCACCAGUUGGAGCAUAUUAUGAAGCAACUCAUUUUGCAGCCGGAAUCACAACUUAAUGAUUUAUCUUUGACUUCUAAUUGGGACGUCGAGUUCUCCCACAAAGCGAAUAGCGAGACUCUACCAGAAAUCCUAGACGCCUGCUUGCAUAAGCUUAUUGAACUUCAAGCAGAGACACGCCCGGACGCUAUGGCUAUACAAGGCUGGGACAAAAACUUCACCUACCACGAGCUGAACAGGGCAGCCAACCAACUGGCCAACCACCUUGUCGCGGAAAUAGGUGUGAAACCUCAUGACAUCGUUCAUGUUUGCUUCAGCAAAUCAGCUUGGUAUGUCGUAGCCAUUUUGGCAAUCAACAAAGCUGGUGCUGCUUGGGGCCCUAUUGAUCCAUCACAUCCUCUUCAACGUCACAAACAGAUCGUCAGGCAAACAAAAGCACGAGUUGCACUCGCGUCCCCCGACAACGUUGAGAGAUGUUCUAUAUUGGUCCCUUCAGUCGUUGCAGUCUCGUCGUCCUUGGAUUCCAAUCUCAGUGGGAAAAACUACGAUAGUCGCUAUGGGCCCGACGUUACAGUAACCGCCCUUCACGCUGCCUACGUCUUAUUUACUUCUGGCAGCACGGGUACGCCAAAGGGCCUAAUCAUAAAUCACGGCGCGCUUUGUACAAGUCAAACAGCCGUUGGAAAACGCUUCGGGUUUACCCCGCAGGUAAAGAUAUUACAAUUCACCACGUAUGUCUUUGACUUUUCUAUCAGCGAAAUCAUAGCAGCCAUGUUAUUUGGUGCUUGCGUCUGCAUUCCAUCCGAAGAAACUCGCAUGAACCGGUUGAAAGAUUUCGUCCAGGAAAGUGGCAUAAAUUGGCUAUUCUUGACUCCAUCCUUUUUACAGACGCUAAGCCCCGAUGACGUGCCAAGCGUAGAAUUGGUAGCGGUUGGAGGCGAGCCUCUCCCUCGUGCUUUGUUUGAAGAAUGGGUUGACAAAGUGAGAUUCUUUAAUUGCUGGGGGCCGUCAGAAACCUGUGUCAUGAGUGCAAUGCAUGAAUAUAAAUCAGCAAACGAGUCAAAUAUGACCAUCGGAAAACCGGUCGGUGGAUUUUGUUGGAUUGUCGAUCCCGAAGAUCCCCAGAGACUUGCACCGGCGGGAGCAGUUGGUGAGCUGAUUGUGCAAGGACCUACUCUGAUGCGCGAGUAUUUAAAUGAUCCUGCAAAGACCCAGGCUUCAAUAUUGUGCAGUCGUCCUGAUUGGGCUUUGUGUCCUGAUUCGGAACAUUGGAAUCGCUUUUACAAGUCGGGAGACCUGUGUUCUUAUAAUCCCGAUGGUACAAUUAAAUUCCAUUCGCGCAAGGAUACGCAAGUUAAGAUUCGCGGUCUACGUGUGGAGUUGGGCGAAAUUGAAUAUCGCAUUAAAGAAGCUCUCCACGGCGCUCUCCAAGUUGCUGUUGAUGUCUUCAAGUCUGACACUGCCUCAGUUCUUGCUGCGUAUUUUUGCUUUAGCGAUUCCACUGCAGUCAUCUCAGGAACAGACGUCAAUGAUGUUUUCAUACCGUUGACGGAAGAAGUUCAACAUCGCAUCGCUGCCAUGGUUGGAGAAAUCAAGAUUUCACUUCCGGAGUAUAUGAUUCCCACCCUUUUCGUCCAGUGCCAGUAUAUGCCAACUGCGACAUCUGGAAAGCUGGAUAGAAAGACUUUACAAAUGCUCACAUCAGCCCUCACUCAAGAUCAAUUGGCGGGUUAUUCAUUAGUGAAUAGUAAGAAAGUCAUGCCGAAAACUCCAAUGGAGUGCAAGCUACAGGCCGUUUGGGCAGAUGUCUUGGCUAUUCCCAUGGAAACAAUUGGUCGUGAUGACAGCUUCCUCAGCAUUGGCGGUGAUUCCAUUGCUGCCAUCAGGCUAGUAGCCGCUGCUCGUGAUCAAGGAAUUGCGCUCACUGUGAGCGAUAUUUUCCAAGAUCCUCGACUAUUAUCCGUUGCCUCCAGAGCUUCUUUCAUGGAUGAUAACGAGGAAUUGGCGGUUACUCAUAUCGGGCCUUUUACCCUACUUGAUGAAUCCCAACAUGAAUUAAUCUCCAAUAGUCCUACUGAUCCGGCCUUGGCUUUGCCCCGUGGCAUGGAUAUAGAAGAUGCCUAUCCCUGCUCUAAGAUGCAGGAGGGCCUGAUGGCACUCUCUGUCAAGCAGCCUGGCUCUUACAUUGGGAAAUAUAAUUAUCGCAUCCCGUCUCACGUUGAUGUCACCAAGCUAAAAGCAGCAUGGGAGCAGAUCGUCAACCACUUCACCAACCUUCGUACAAGAAUCAUCAGGCUGGGCGCAACCUCUGUCCAGAUUGUUGCCAAGGGUGACAUCGCUUGGGACCCUACGAAUCAAAUUACGCUCCGAUCCUAUCUGCAAGAAACUCGAGUUAUGGAAAUGGGUUAUGGGUCACGUCUAUGCCGCUAUGCUAUUAUUGAAGAUGACGGAUGUUUUUACUUUUCCAUGAACAUCCAUCACGCUAUCUAUGAUGGCUGGGCGUUGUCCGUUAUCUUCCGGGCCUUUCAUCAAGCUUAUAGAGGUCUCGAACUAGCCAGCCUCGUCCCGUAUUCACAUUUCAUCAAAUACACCAUGGAACUUGACUACGAAGCCGCUGGCGACUAUUGGGCAAAGCAACUCCAGAAUGCUCGAAAAGCAACAUUCCCCUCCGUUCCGAUUGAGUCCACCAGCAAGCCAAGUGCUUCGCGUACAGUCACCACGGAUGUUGAGCUUUCAAAGAGUAAUUCAAACAUCACUACAGCCACAAUUGUGCGUGCCGCUUGGGCAAUAGUUCUUGCACGCUAUUGUGAUAGUACCGAUGUUUGCUUUGGUGCAACAGUCUCUGGGCGACAAGCAUCCCUCCAUGGCUUGACACAAAUGCCUGGCCCGGUAAUUGCCACCAUACCUGUUCGCAUUCAUCUCGAAAACCAGAAAUCAACAGUGAAAUUUCUGGAGGACGUUCAAACCCAGGCAAUGGAAAUGAUACCCUAUGAGCAAUUUGGCCUACAGAAUAUACGCAAACUUGACAGUGACGCCGAGGACGCAUGUGAUUUCACAAGCUUGCUUGUCGUUCAGCCUCUCCAAAUGUUCUCAAAUAAUGACAGCGGCAAUGAAGAUACCCUUUUAGAUGCUAUCAAAAGCACAGAAGAGGAAACAGAUGGAAUGCAGAAUUAUUUUUCUUACCCUCUUGUCGUUCAAGGCCAUUUGAGUGACGAUUUCGUCAAAAUUGUCCUUAUUUACAACCCGCUGUGCAUUGCUGAGCAACAGAUCAUGGCAUUGUCUGAGCAGCUCAAGCAUGUCAUUACUCAGCUAGCCGAAUCAAAACCCAAUCACCCACUAGGCAACCUUUCUCUUGUUUCUCCCUGGGAUAUUCAACAGUCACACAAGCUCAAUCCCGAUGUUCCAGAGAUUAUCGAUUCUUGUUUCCAUCAUCUCGUUGAAGAUCAAGCUACUUGCCGUCCCAAUGCUAUGGCUAUUCGUUCUUGGGAUGGUGACUUUACCUAUUCCGAGCUUGACCAAGCAGCUAAUCGUCUAGCAAACCAUCUUGUUCAGACAUACGAUAUUCAGACAAAUGAGCUAAUACACGUAUGCUUUGAGAAAUCUAUCUGGUAUUUUAUAUCAAUCUUAGCUAUCAACAAGACUGGUGCUGCUUGGGUACCGAUUGAUCCAUCCCAUCCUGAACAGCGUCUCCGACAGGUUGUCAAUCAAACCCAAGCAAAGAUUGCGCUCUGUUCGCCAGAAUACAUUGAUCUUUGUUUCAGUCUCGUCGAAUCCGUCGUUCAAGUUAGUACUGGUUUAGAUAGCCAACUUUUACAACUUGUAAACAGUCAAAAAGGUCCCAUCAGCAAAGUCUCUCCAAACAAUAUUGCCUACGUGCUUUUUACGUCAGGCAGCACUGGCACUCCGAAGGGUCUAGUUAUGCAGCAUCGAUCUGUGUGUACAAGCCAGAUUUCGAUUGCCAGGAGGCUUGGGCUAACACCAGAAGUUCGCAUGCUUCAGUUCGCGGCGUUUGUUUUCGAUCUAUCAAUUGGCGAAAUUAUUGCUCCCCUUAUUACAGGAGCCUGCGUAUGCGUUCCGUCAGCACACGCUAGGAUAAAUGAGCUUCCACAGUUCAUUCAAAAUACAAACGUCAACUGGGCCUACCUGACGCCUUCGUUUGUACGGACCCUCAAGCCAAAAGAUAUUCCAGGCCUGGAACUUUUGCUGCUUGCCGGUGAAGCAGUUCCUCGUGAUGUAUUUACGACCUGGCUUGGUAAAGUUCGUUUAAUCAAUGGUUGGGGGCCAGCCGAGACUUGUGUAUUCAGUACUUUGCAUGAGUGGCAAUCUAUUAAUGAGUCGUCCCUUACAAUUGGACGCCCUGUCGGCGGCUUUUGCUGGGUUGUUGAUCCUGAAAAUCCAGAUCGCCUUGCACCUUUCGGUACGAUUGGUGAAGUCGUCAUCCAAGGUCCGACUCUCUUGCAGGAGUAUCUUAAAGACCCAGAGCGCACCGGUGUCUCCAUCAUGACAUCCGCUGAAUGGGCUCCUCGACCGGAUGGGACACACUGGAAUAGAUUCUAUAAGUCGGGUGAUCUUUGUCGUUAUAAUGCAGACGGCACCCUUGAGUUUUCGACACGCAAAGACACACAAAUCAAGAUUCGUGGCCUGCGCGUUGAAUUGAGCGAAGUUGAGUACCACAUCCAACAAGCUUUGACAGGUGUGCAACAGGUAGCCGUUGACGUGUUUAGGGGCGAUAGUGGCUCGAAUCUUGUUGCCUACAUUUGCUUCAAUGAUGAAACAAGGACAGCAGGCAUUCAAGCCGACAAAGAGGAGGCACCUUUCUCAUCUCCCGACGAAAGCCUGCAGAACCAGCUGGUUGCUCUCGCGGGAGAACUAGCCAUUGCCUUGCCUCGCUACAUGAUUCCAACAUUGUUUAUUCCUUGCCAGUAUAUGCCAUUCAUCACCUCUACAAAAUUAGACAGAAAAUUGCUGCAGAGGCUGCUGUCUUCGCUUAGCCCAGAUCAGCUGGCAACAUAUUCGUUAGCCAACAGCGAAAAGCGUCAGCCAGAGACAGAAAUGGAGCAACGCUUACAAUUAAUUUGGGCCGAAAUUAUGAAUUUGCCAAUGGACUCCAUUGGCAGGGACGAUACCUUCUUCCAGCUCGGGGGCGAUUCUAUUAUGGCUAUAUACCUCGUGUCAACAGCGCAGCAAGAUGGCAUUCUACUUACCGUGAAGGAUGUCUUUGAUGACCCCAGAUUGUUUGCUGUUGCCUCAAAAGCUGUGCUGAUUCAAGAUGAUGUGGACGAAACAGAUUCUAUUCCAGAGCCAUUUAGCCUCUUGCCCAAAUCACAACAAAGCCUUGUCCUUGAAGGCAAGGUUCGAAAAGAGUGCGGCCUUCUCAAAGACCAAACUAUCAUUGAUGCAUAUCCCUGCUCUUCUCUCCAAGAAGGUCUCAUUGCCCUUACGGCAAAGCAGCCGGGGUCAUAUGUUGCUACAUAUGCCCACCAUUUAUCGGACUCAGUGGACAUUCCCAUGUUCAUGGCUGCGUGGGACUCGGUCGUGGAAACGUGCGACAACCUUCGAACACGAAUCGUUGUGUUGGACGGAGUUAUGACGCAAAUAGUACUCGACAAUGAUAGUAAUUGGGUGAAUGCUGAUAAUGAGACUCUCGAGUCAAUGACUGGGUCGUCACGGAAUUUGAAGAUGGGCUACGGAACUCCUUUAUGCUGGUACGCCAUCGUGUCGGACAAGGGUGAAAACUACUUCGUCUGGUCUGCUCACCAUUCCAUUUACGAUGGAUGGACAAUAAGAGUCAUGUUCUCAGCCCUCUAUGGUGUCUACCAAGAUGGUUAUGCACCUGAAGUACGACCGUUUUCUACGUUCAUCAAAUCGGUACGGGAACUUGAUAAUGACAAGGUCGUAUCAUACUGGAGAGAAGAACUAGCCGGGGCAAAACGUCCCGCGUUUCCACCACGCCGAGGUGCCCUGGGCAGCACAGAAACUAAGAGAUAUAGCUCGACGAUUGCGUUUUCAAGAUCUGUGAAGAGCUCCAUCACACAAGCCUCAAUUCUGCGAGCUGCUUGGGCUAUUGUCCUUGCCCGGUACAGCGAUAGUGGUGAGGCGGUUUUCGGCGCGACAGUUUCUGGUCGUCAAGCAAAGAUACAAGGCGCGGAAAUGAUCGCCGGACCAAUGAUUGCCACCGUUCCUAUCAGAGCCCGUCUUAAUAGCCAGGCACCGAUAUCAAGGUUCCUCCAAGAUAUCCAGAACUUGAGCUCAACCAUGAUUCCUUAUGAACAGUAUGGCUUACAGAAUAUCUCUAAAGUCAGUCCAGAAGCCAAGGAAGUUUGCGACUUCUCGAGUCUGUUGGUCAUUCAGCCUCCUGCACAUGGAGCAGUCGACGAUGCGGAUGAUGGCAUAUUUGUUCAAGACGAGUCUGCAAGCGAUCUCACAAUGAAUGCCAUGGACGGCUACUUCAAUUAUCCAUUCGUAAUCAUCGCCAAUCUCUAUGCCGACAAAUUCCAAUUGAAUCUCUUCUACGACUCGACAGUAUUAUCAGAGCCUCAAGUAGUUGCUUUGGCAUCUCAUUUAGAUCACGUCACCCAACAAUUAGUCUCAAAGGAGGCAGUCAACACACCUCUCAGCUCAGUGUCCCUUCUUAGCCCCUGGGAUCUCCAUCAUGCAGUUGAAUCAAACCGAUUAAACCCUUCCAGCGAGAGUUGCGCUCAUUGGCUCAUCCAAGAAACGAUACAAUCUCGACCAAAUGACAUAGCCAUCGCGUCGUGGGAUGCAGAGCUCACUUACUCCCAAGUCGGCAUAUACGCUUCUCGUUUAGCGGUUAAAUUGCAAGAACACGGAGUCGGUCCCGAAACUUUAAUUCUUUUGUGCUUCCCCAAGUCAGCGUGGGCUGUGAUCGCCAUGGUGGCUAUCGAAAUGGCUGGCGGCGCCUUUGUUCCUCUUGAUCCAGCAGCUCCAGCCGCUCGAUUGAAAGGCAUCAUUGAUGACACCCAGGCUAUUCUCGCUAUAGCUAGUCCAUCUAGUGGGAAGGUGCUUGAGGGACUCGGCGUUGAGAUCAUGUCGGUCGACCAGGAAAUGCUUUCUGCGCUACCUGACCCAACUCAUGAAGUAGUUUCCAAUGUCCAACCCCAACAUGCAAGCGUCAUUCUUUUUACCUCUGGCUCUACUGGUAAACCAAAGGGCAUGGUUAUCCAGCAUAAUAACCUUUGCUCAUCAAGCGACGCUUAUGGAAAUGAACUUGAUAUCGGGCCCGGUACGCGAGUCUUCCAAUUUUCAGCUUACACGUUUGAUGUCGGUAUUCUAGAUUGCCUUGUGUCUUUAAUGCGCGGCGCCUGUCUCUGUAUACCCUCUGAUCACGACAGGAUGAACAAUCUAUCGGGUGUCAUGCGGUCUUUCAAGGCCAACUGGGUAUUCCUGACCCCCACUGUUGCCGACCUGUUGUCUCCCACGGAUGUCCCUGACUUAAAGGUGGUAUGUCUUGGUGGUGAGGCCAUUAGCAAGAAGUGCGCAGACCGCUGGGUAAAUCAUGUCGAGUUACAUGGUCUCUAUGGACCGGCUGAGGCCUCUAUCUGCGCGUGGAAUCCCACAGUUGGCAAAUCCGGUCGGUCGACCAACCUCGGUAGGCCAAUCUCCAGUGCAUUCUGGGUCGUUGAACCGAGCAACAUCAGACAGCUUGUACCUGUGGGAUGCAUAGGUGAACUUCUUAUUGAGGGCCCUAUGCUUGCCCGCGGCUAUUUGAACGUCAGUGCUGAAGUUGCUGCUAGCUGGAUGGACGACGUGGAUUGGCUUCCUGGGGGAAAGAAGAGAGUGUAUCGUACAGGCGAUUUGGUUCGCCGGAAUGCUGACGGCACAUUUGACUACAUGGGCCGCAAAGACACUCAAAUCAAGCUUCACGGUCAACGAGUGGAACUUGGUGAGAUUGAGUCCCAAAUUCAUCACUUUCUCCCUGAUAACAUGGCUGCCAUGGUCGACAUUCCCAAAGCGGAUGAUGAGAAUGCCCACGAUAUUCUGUUGGCCUUCCUUUGGUAUACCAAAGAAGACAUUACUCAAUCACAAAGUCUCUCUCUUAUGGAGUCUCUACCAGAAAAAACACAGAGAUUCAUUUGUCAUCUGGAUUCAUCAUUGGCAGAAUCUCUCCCUUCAUACAUGAUUCCUUCGUCAUACCUAAUAUUCGAGGGUAAGCCAGAACAGACGACAUCCGGAAAAGUUAAUCGACGCGCGUUGGUGGAACUCGGCCGUAGUGUCUCUGUCCAGGAUCGCCUGCGCUUCACUCCUGACGCUGGUGACCAUGAAUCGCCGACAACUCCAACAGAGCUGCAGCUGCAGGCUCUCUGGGCUCAGGUCCUUAAAAUUGAAGAUGCUACAGUCAUUGGAAAGCACGAUAGCUUUCUUCACCUUGGUGGUGAUUCCAUCGUUGCCAUCGAACUAGUCGCAUUAGCCCAGCGACAGAAUAUUAACCUCACGGUAGCGAUGAUUUUCAAUAAUCCGCGACUUUCAUCCAUGGCAGAGGCCAUCCAGACAGAGCUCUCUCCAUCAUCUUCAGCAGACGAUGUUGCUCAGUUUGGCCUCAUCUCAAGAAUUGCUAAGCAGACUGCUUUGAGGGCGGUCGAAACCCAAUGCAAGCUUUCAGGCUCUGCGGAAGUCGAGGACAUAUACCCCUGUACGGAUCUUCAAACAGGACUAAUGGCUUUGACUAUCAACCAACCAGGGUCCUACAUCGCAAAACAUGUCUACCGUCUCGGAUCUCAUAUCGACAUUGAGCGCUUCAAACAAGCUUGGGAGCAAACAGUGAAUUACUGCACCAACCUUCGUACCCGGAUCGUGCUCUCUGGAAGCUCGGCAGUUCAAGCAAUUAUUCAUGAACCCAUCGACUGGUCCUCCACUUAUACUGAUCUUCGUUCAUUCCUCCUAUCACCAGAAAAUCGCAGUAUGACUUAUGGCUCGCCGCUCUGUCGAUACGCAGUGAUUAAUCAGGGUGAUGAAUGUUAUUUCGCAGUAAACAUCCAUCACACUGUCUUCGAUGGGUGGACUUUGUCAAUCAUGCUAAGAACAUUGCAUGCUAUGUAUUCUCGAGUCCAACCACCAUCGAUUCAGCCGUAUGCCAAUUUUGUCAGGUAUAUUAUGGAUCUUGACCAAGAGAAUUGCCGCAACUAUUGGUCUACACAACUGCGCGGUGUCAAACGCACAAUGUUCCCCGUGGGACUCACCCAACCGAAGCCUUCUUCUUCCUCACAGAAAAUUGCAGGCUUGUUGAAUAAACAAGUACAUUUCCCACGACCCUCCAAAUCUUCCAUCACCCGAGCUACUAUUUUGCGCGCAACAUGGGCAUUGUUGUUAGCGCGAUACGACCACGUUGAUGAUGUUUGCUUUGGCACAACUGUCUCUGGACGACAAGCCCCAGUGCAAGGCGUGGAUGAGAUGCCCGGACUUGUGAUUGCCACGGUUCCUAUACGAGUCCAGAUCGACAAACAGCAAACAAUUUCGGAUCUCCUCGAGAGCAUCCAAAACCAAGCAUUUGAGAUGAUACCCCAUGAGCAAUACGGGUUAGCAAACAUCUCCAGGAUUAGCAACGACGCCAAGGAAGCAUGUAAUUUCACAAAUCUCCUCAUCGUUCAGCCCGCUCAACAAUUCGUUCAGACCGGCGAUGCAGCCGAGCCAGCCAUUUUCUAUCCGACUAUCGCCGAAGACAUUUCUGAAGGCGAACUCCUCGGUGACUACUUCAGCUAUCCUCUUAUCAUGCAAUGCCAACUGCUUGAAGACGAUGUUCAAUUAGGCCUGAUAUAUCAACCGAAUGUUAUCAGCGACUCUCAAGUGAAUGCGCUCGCCGAACAAUUCUCUUACAUUCUUGAACAACUCCAGAGUGCUGGUGACAAGACAUUGGCAGAGCUAUCUGCUGCUGGGCCUUGGGAUGUAGAACGAGCCAUUGAGUGCAACAGCUACAGCAUCGAGCCAAUCGAAUCGUGUGUGCACGAACUGAUCUCGACUCAGGCUGCUAAGAAUCCCCAGCAGAAAGCAAUCUAUUCCACUUCUGGAAGCAUGACUUACAAAGAAGUUGAUAAGUUGUCAAAUCAGCUCGCUUCACACCUCAUUCAGCUUGGUGUCAAGUCCGAAACUAUCGUACCUUUCUGCUACGAGAAGUCAGUGUGGGCAAUUAUUGCUAUGCUAGGUAUCAUGAAGUCAGGCGGCGUCUUCCUACCAUUAGAUCCGACCCAUCCACUCAGUCGUCGUCAAGCCCUGAUCGAUGAGACAAGCGCCCAGUAUAUGAUCGUUUCUCCCACCACAGUCGAAGAAUGCAAAGGUAUGACUAAGAACAACAUUGAGCUCUCGCCGACUUUCUUUUCGAAGACGAAGAAUUCUGCUAGAGCUCGAAAAUUCAAGCCCAUCAAACCGCGGCCUGGAAGCGCAAUGUAUAUUUUGUUUACUUCCGGAUCGACAGGAAUACCCAAGGGUGUGAUCAUUGAACACAAAGCCAUAUCCAGCUUUCUUGUCAAGGUCUGCGAAAUCCUCCAUAUUGGUGGCGACUCAAGGAUGCUUCAAUUCUCCAGUUAUGGUUUUGACGCCUCUAUAUUCGAAAUUUUUGCCACCUUGAUAUCAGGAGGCGCCGUGUGUGUGCCUACUGAAGCAGAGCGCAUGCAGCAUACGGCAACAUUUAUUGAGCAAGCUAAUAUCAAUACCGCUAUCCUUACACCGACGUUUGUGAAGACACUCAGCCCAGAGUCGGUUCCUUCAUUGAGAGCCCUACUCCUUUGUGGAGAGGCUCCAUCUAAAGAGGUCGUAGACUUAUGGCGCCAACAUGUUAGCCUAUGGAAUGCAUAUGGACCUACCGAAACGUGCAUCGUGUCUACUCUCCAUCACUAUACAGAUGUAUCAGUACCAGUUACAACCAUUGGUCGUGGGUUCGCUCAUCAUUGUUGGGUUGUCAAUCCAGAAAAUCAUCAUGAGCUUACCCCGAUCGGAUGCGUAGGCGAACUCUUAGUACAAGGAGACUCUUUAUCCCGUGGCUAUAUCAAUGAUGAGGGGAAGACGAACAAUACAUUCAUCAACCAUGUCAAGUGGCUUCCCGCCAAUGUUGAUGUUGGAAAGCGCCGGUUUUACAAGACGGGCGAUCUAGUCAGAUAUAACCCUGACGGAAGCUUUAACUAUCUCGGCCGAAAGGAUACUCAAGUCAAGAUUCGUGGUCAACGUAUUGAGCUGGGUGAGAUUGAGUAUCAGAUUAAGCUUCACUUACCUGAUCUCAAGCACGCGGCGGUUGACAUUAUUCGUCACGAUACACAUGAGUCUCUAGUUGCAUUCGUGAACUUCUCUGACGACAAGAACCCCAUCGAGGCUGCACAGGUUCAGUUAGUGUCACAUAAAGACGAGCUAAAAGAGCUUUUCUCUCAAUUGGUCACAAACUUGACUGCGGUUUUGCCAAGCUACAUGGUCCCCAAGUAUUUCAUCGCUGUCGAGUCCAUGCCGCUCAACACGUCGGGCAAGCUUGACCGAAAAGCGCUUUUGCAGGCAGCGGCAAGUCUUUCCACCGAAGAUUUAGCAGUUCAUUUGGCUGGGCAGCGUCUGCCAUUCCGUGAUGCUACAUCCGACCUCGAGAACUGGAUCCGAGCUCAGUGGGCAGAUAUUCUUGAAAUGCCAAGAGAAACGAUCAGCGUAGACGACAAUUUCUAUCAGUUAGGUGGCGACUCUAUUCGCAUCGUCAACAUCUCGAGACGUAUACUUGAUGAAUUCGGCGUGUCCCUUGGCAAUACGCUCAUGAACAGCAAACACACUACCAUCAGCAACAUGGCCAAGUAUAUUUCUCUCAGCGCGGAGAAUGGGGAGACAGAGGUAGAUCACUCAGAUGCAGACAUCGAUUUAAUGGUCAAGAUCAAUUCGAUUUCUCACUUACCUUGGAUAUCACAACCACAAGGUCUACAAGGAAACCCUACAAGUACACUACCUGAUCAAGCAACAAUUUUCCUAACUGGAGCGACUGGUUUCCUUGGUACUGAGAUUUUGAGGCAGUUGGUGCGAAACCCUGCGAUAAAAUCCAUCGCCGUUCAUGUCCGUUCGAAAUCACUAGAACAAGGGAUGGGUCGCGUCCGGGAGACAGCAAAGAUCGCAGGCUGGUGGCGUGAAGAGGAUGCAGAAAAGUUGGAAAUCUGGUUGGGCGACCUUGCCAAACCACAUCUCGGCCUCGCAGAGAUUCAGUGGAAACGCCUUUCUGGUCUAUCGAAAUCAGAUACCAACAUCGACGCAAUAGUCCACAACGGAGCAUCUGUCAACUGGAAUGCCAGCUACGAUACCUUGUGUGCUGCCAAUGUCACCUCGACUGUUGACCUGUUGAUGGCAACGGCAACAUCACCACAGCAGCCCAAGUUUGUGUUUGUGUCCGGUGGUGCCUUCAUGGAUCCAGCGGAAAAUCAAGCCGUGUCAUCAGCACUCCUCAAAGGCGUCAAUGGCUACUCUCAAACCAAGUUCGUCUGUGAAUCUGUUAUUUCGAACAUCGCCAGAAGUCUCCCCAUCAAUCAAAACCGAGUGUCAACUGUCAAACCCGGACGUAUUAUCGGGACGGCAGAGCACGGUGUCGCCAACGUCGAUGACUUUGUCUGGCGCGUGGUCUCUACAGCAGCAUCAAUCCAUGCUUACCCAGAGGAACCAUCAGAACACUGGAUGGUUAUGCAAGACGUGGGCAUAGUUGCGUCAAAUGUUCUGAACAAGCUCUUCGAUGAUGAAAUUAACCCAUUCUCUAUGCUUGCAAGUGGCAUGCCCAUGUCUGUCUUCUGGGAUCGCGUCAAUUCUGGACUAGAAGUCCCAUGCAAACCAAUCUCCUGGCAGGAAUGGAUCGAAAUCGCAUUAGCAUCUAUGAACAGAGUUGGUAACAAACAUCCAUUGUGGCCUGUACAACACUUCCUUGGCCAGCUUGGCUUACCGCCAACCAUUGUACAAUUGUCAAAUGCCGGCACUCCUGAGUGUGAACAGUCCAUUACGGCCGUCGAGAGUAAUGUGAGAUAUCUCAGGAAGAUUGGCUUUAUUCGUUCAUCGGAAGACGCGUUUGACAAUGUUCAGCGUGAGGGCCUUUUCUUAUUUGGACUCGUUGACCGGACGAAAUUCCUGACUCUUGGUAGAACAUGGCGAUGGUGGGCCAAGAUCACAGAGAUCCUUGCACGGAUCGCACAUCAUGAAGCAUCUUUUGAUGUUUGGGUCGAUAAUGAAGAUGCGAUUCUUGCAAUCCUGCUUACUGUUUCCAUUGUUCCUAUCCAUGCCGUAUCGUACCACCAGCCGAUUGGGAUCUUCGUUUGUGAAGUAAUCCAAGCACAUGGGACCUUCUCUGAGAUAUGUGCCUAUCCAGAGAAUAUGACCACCGUUCUUCUGCAUUACUUCACUGUCAAGUUGACCAAAGACAUCUGA